This is a messenger RNA of Pelobates cultripes (western spadefoot toad), 47565 nucleotides long. The record is from the annotation of a GenBank genome assembly. NCBI's taxonomy places the organism in Eukaryota, Metazoa, Chordata, Amphibia, Anura, Pelobatidae.
AUACGCUGUUACAAAAGACGUUUAAACCUGCGUUACCACUUUAAAGACCAACUCUUCCCUCUCUUUUUUUUUAUGUUUCGUUGUUUUUAUAUGGACAUCCUUCUAUAACAGACACUUCUACCUGUUUUUAUAGAAGUUGUCAGUUAUGUAGGAGGUGCUUCAGUAACCCUGUCUUACAGAACAUCCAGAGCUUCACUAAGGAUCAGCCUGCAGACAUCUUAUGAUUGGAAUUUAUCAUAUUAAUUAACAUUUCCCUUCUUAGAAGACACGUCUCCAAGUAGGUAUGUUGGCGUGUAUAUUUGUACCGUUUACUAUAAGUUAUUAUUAUAAAGCUGCAGUAUAGAGUCAUGUGGUUAAAGUAAGAGAACCCUUGGCAACAGGCAAUCCUUGAAAAGGCAGUCUGUAAUCAGAUAAACACUGAGAUCAAUGGAAUAUAUAUAUAAUACUUUUUAAAUUAUUAUUUAUUCUUUUUAUUUUAUUUUUUACGUAAAUUAUUCCUUUGUCCCAGGCUGCCACAGAUUUCUUUUAUCACAAUAUUAAAGCAAUUAACAAAACAAUUGUAAAUAAUCAUGCAUUGGAUUCAUGUAUCAUGUAUUUUUAGUGGUGUUCAAUCUAAACAAUAUAUCACCAAAUAUGUGACAUUUGUAGACAUUUGUUUGAUCUAUAUACAUGCAUGUAUGACAUUAGCAUAUGUUAUAUAUGUGUAUGUGUAUAUAUAUGUAUGUGUGUGUAUAUAUAUAUAUAUAUAUAUAUAUUCAUUUAUUUAUUCAUUUGUUAAUAUUUUUAAGCUAAUAGUUUUUGUGCAGCUUUAAGCUAGUUGUAAAACGAGUGCCAGUUUACGGUGUAAUGUCACAGAAUAUUGUACAGUAUAUAAAACAGAACAGUAGUAGUUACAUUACAAAAACUUCUGAUCUCUAUCCCUUCUAUCCCUGAAGAGGUAUAGAAUGUAUUUAUUACAUAACAACCUGCCCAAGGAGUCCAAUACUCAGUCAUUAUGAUGAUAUAGAAAUAUAUUUUUUUAUAGUUAGUUUUUUUUUUAAGUUUACUUGUAAUAAGGUUUAAAAAUAAAUUAAUAAUAAAAACUAUAUAUAUAUAGUUUUUAUUAUUAAUUUAUUUUUAAACCUUAUUACAAGUAAACUUAUAGAAAUAUAUUUUUUUAUAGUUAGUUUUUUUUUUAAGUUUACUUGUAAUAAGGUUUAAAAAUAAAUUAAUAAUAAAAACUAUAUAUAUAUAGUUUUUAUUAUUAAUUUAUUUUUAAACCUUAUUACAAGUAAACUUAAAAAAAACUAACUAUAAAAAAAAUAUUUCUAUAUCAUCAUAAUGAUGUGUGUGUGUGUGUGUGUGUGUGUGUGUGUGUGUGUGUGUAUAUGUAUAUAUAUAUAUAUAUAUAUAUAUAUAUAUAUAUAGUUUUUAUUAUUAAUUUAUUAUAUAUAGUCGAUUGGAUUCGCCAUAUUAGUUCAGAAUAUUGUACAGUAUAUAAAACAGAACAGUAGUAGUUACAUUACAAAAACUUCUGAUCUCUAUCCCUUCUAUCCCUGAAGAGGUAUAGAAUGUAUUUAUUACAUAACAACCUGCCCAAGGAGUCCAAUACUCAGUCAUUAUGAUGAUAUAGAAAUAUAUUUUUUUAUAGUUAGUUUUAUAGGACAUUCAAGGUGAAUUUAAAAUUUAGACCACUUCAGCUUAAUGAAGUGGUCUGGGUGCCAGGUCCAGCUAGGGUUAACCCAUUCUUUCAUAAACAUAGCAGUUUCAGAGAAACUGCUAUGUUUAUGAAUGGGUUAAGCCUUCCCCCUGUUUCCUCUAGUGGCUGUCUCAUUGUGCCACUAGAGGCGCUAUGUUUCUUCUCACUGUGAUUUUCACAGUGAGAGGCAAGCUCAUAAAAGCAUUGUAAAUGCUUUCCUAUAAACAGGCUGAAUGGGCGCGCAGCUCUUGCGGCGCAUUCAGCCCAGGAGGAGGAACGGAGGAGGAGAGGAGGCAGAGAGCUCCCCGCCCAGCGCUGGAAAAAGGUAAGUUUUUAACCCUUUCCCCCUUCCAGAGCCGGGUGGGAGGGGGUCCCUGAGGGUGUGGGCAAAUGUUUUCCUGGCACUAUAGUGGUCCUUUAAAAAUAUUUGACCUGGAAAAGCCCCCUAAGAUAGCUAUGCUUCCAGUUCAGCCAUUGUGGCUUUAAAUCUGGAGAAUUUUCAAAGUUUGGAUACUUUGGCAUUAAAUGUUUACUCCAACUUAAAACCAGUGUUUUCAUGAAACACUGGUUUUAGUUAGAGUAACCCUUUCUGAAAUUGUCUGGGCAAAAAGAAAAUAAAUGAAACACUAACAGGUUCAUUCACUAAAGUGAGAAUUCAAAGUAAAUUUGAAAUGUAAGUUAAAAAUAGCUGAGCUUCAAAAAUACUCUAACUCAACUAUGCUCUAAGUUUGGCUACCCUGAACUUAAAUUUGAAAUUCACAUUGAAUUCUUACUUUAGUAAAUAACUAUGUAAGUGUUUUAAUAAGAGAGCGCUGGUACAAUUCUGUGGCAACAUUUUCCAUUAAUACUUCAAAUGGUCUCGUUUUGCUUGAAUUAAUUAUCCCUUCUGUGUAUAAUGUAUGUAUAGAUGAAUGAUGUAUUAUGUGUUUUGUUCUGUAUAUUCAGUACAUUAGUGAUAUUCCUCUGUGUGUUUUGUAUCUAUGGUGUAUUUGUGUAUGCAGAAUUUGUGGAUUAGGGCUACAGGAUCCACAAUAGCGUCUGUGGUAUUGCCAGAUAUUACUAAAGCAUGAAUACGUUCAAUUUUCAUUUCAACACAUUUCAGCCAGUGGUUUUAUAGAUGGGUGUUUAAUAGCACAAUGUAUGAAAUUAUGGUGAAAAUGCGGAUGAAUGAAUGAAAAUCCUGCAGCUGGUCAUUUGUGAUAGGAUGUUGGUAAUAAAUAUGUGAGGGCUGCAGUCAGUUACAUGUAGAUGGUAGUCAACGCUUUUGUAGUACACAUUAUAACAUGCAAUUAAAAUAACAACAUUGUAUCUCUAGUGUGUAAUUAACAUUUGGUGAGUGAUAGAGAUAAUAUAGAGCUGGACAUCUUCAUAAGUGCCAUACUGCAUCCAUCACUGCUCAAAACUGAAUAUCUGCAUCAUACAUUAUAAAGUCAGAGGUAGAAUUUAUUGGGUCAACUAUCAUAUUGCUAGCACUGAACAUGACAUAUAUAUAUAUAUAUAUAUAUAUAUGUCAGUAUAAGUUGUGUGUGCCUGCACAAACAUCUUUCAGUAUACCUUCCAAGGGUUCUUAUUUAGAGUCCCAAUUUCCCUGCCCCUCUUUUCUAUCCUGAUCUCCCUCUUUUCUAGGAGCUCCAUAUUGUUGGUGUGUCUGAGUGUAUAACAGAGCUCCACAGCAAUAAUACUCACAGUAAUGUGCCUUUAAACUACAAUAAAUGUGUUUAAAUAAAGAUACAUUGUUCUUGUUAAAUUCACAUUACUUGCAUAAAUUGUUAUUCAUCAGUUACAUAAAAUUCAAAACAGCCCCGCCUUUGGUCACACACCCCACUCACACCCCUAAAAUUAAAGUGUGUCUAUUUGAAAUGUAGAGAAGGAUGUGUCUACAUACAGUAAUUGUAAUGCAAUCCUCAUAGUCUGUACUUGGUCCAAAGUCUUUGUGGCUCCUGUGAUGAAAGUUUACCCUCCAGCUUUAAAUGAGUGAACAGACAAAAGACAAAUUAGACUUAUAAAGGGUCAGUUAAAAUAACAUUGGCCGGUGCAUUUGUGUGCACAUAAAUGGUUAACCUAUAUGGACUCUUUGAAACAGGAACUGUAGAUUGGGACUUUUAAGGUUAAUCCUUGCUGGCAUCUAAAGGGUUAAAGAGAAUCACAAAGGGUGAAUGUAGUGGGUGAAAUGUUUUUCAUUUGAGAUAUUGCAUUUGGAGUGGAAGGAUUGGAGGAGUUAAUUCUGUGCAUGUCCUACUGUUUGAAUUGCAAUACCCUGUCUCAUGUUUCUAUGAUCAGGAAAUGUUGGCACAUGUGGCUUUUUUAACAUACACAAGUACCUUUCCCAGAGAAUUACAGUGGCAACAAUGUAAAGAAUGCCCACUGACUUUUUGAGGCAUGUCUCUUAAGCCUCUGGUGCAUAGAAUAUAUGUCUUUUUUAAGGUGGAUGGCUUAGAGGGUACCUUCUUCAUUACAGUGAUAACUUCUCUUUCUUAUAUUACCCUCCCCAGUAUACUCAAAGAAUUGACUUCCAACCAUCUUAACUAUUUGCUCAAAAUAGCAUAGGCAUCUUGGCAACGAAGAUGGGGGUACUCUCCCAGUGUGGCACUGCAGUUUCCCAUUACACAUAGUUUUACUUGUCUGCCCUUUUUGACACCAUUAACUGUAUAAAUAUUCUUACUGUUCAAUGACUGAGUUGUCAUCACCCAUUUCUAAGAGUUGUCUAUUCAUUGGCUAUGAGGUUGGCAGAGCGAUUUAUCACUCCAUCCAAUGGUCGUGGGGUUCCACUGAAGAAACCUUGUCCACCAGACAAGUAGUGCUGAUGUAACAGGUUGCUGCAGUAGCUCCUGGAGGGCAUGGGGAAGGGACAGAUGCAGUGGCAGGAUCAUGUUUGGAUCCAAAGUUGGAGUUAAAAUAUACAUACAAUAUAAAAUAAUGAAGCGUAACCACCUGCACAUCUAAUUAUGCACACACGAAAAAUGGAUCAUCUAUAUGUGCACCAUAUGAAUGAACAAUAUCACAUCUAAUUUUGUUUUUUUACAUUCGUCAUAUGCUAUAUAUGCAACAUAAAUAAAUAAGAGACCCCACAAUAACUGGAAUUCACACUGUCCAAUAAAUGGACAUCAUCCCAGAACAACCCAAUACUACCCCUUUCUCACUCUAAAUGCCAAAAAUGAAAAAUUCCCAAAUAAGGCAAGAUUUCUCUACUUUUGCACUCUGUCUAAUGCUUUAAGUUGGUGCCACUUUUUUCAAAGUUUAUUGAUUCAAAAGCUGUAUACAACAAAGUCAAAAAGCCUUUGAGGCAUUCAUUCUGAUCACCAUGUUCCCGGGUGUUUCCUUUCCUACUAUUCCACUCGCUCCCUUACACUCCACUACAUCAGACACUGUUCAUGCAUUGACGGGCGUGAUCAUCCGUUGCUAUCACCAUGCUCUUCCACUCGCUCAUAAACCCCAGCAUCUGAGGUCAGCUAUUAAAGUUAGUGGAACCAAGUCUCCUGGUAUUUCUGUGAAGUUGGUGCAAUUUUAACCACUUCAAAAGUGGUACAAUUUCUUACCACUCCAGAAUUGUUUUUGGAAACUUUUAAUUGAGAAGGAUAAAAAAAAAAAAAAUUCAGACAUCUUAUCAGAUGGAUUGAUUUGACACAUCCUACAUCAUUACCACCAACAUGGAUUAUCGAUAUGUCCAGCGAAGGCCAAACCAAUUGACAUUCUAGGACCAAGUCCAAAAUUUCAUGUAGCCUCAAGCCCCUGACUCCAAAAUUAAACAAUGUAAUUCAUCUAGAAGACAAGAUUCCAUCCAUUAGCCUUAGAUUUGGCUCUUCAUUGUCAAUCCUAUACAGAAUGAAUGACUUGUGAAUUUACAUUUUUGAAAACUCAAAUGGAGGCAAGUUUGCAAAAUUCACAAAAUAUUGAAAUCAUGUUCAUUGAGUAGACAAUACGUGAAUGAGUAAAGGCUCCUCAAGCUUUGGUAUGAUGGCCAUAUAUUCCAUAGUAAUCGCCACAGGGAAAACCUAAUUUCCAGGAGUGUUACAGGUUAAUUAAUUUUCCCUUUCCCAGCUGAUCUACCUUAGAUAAUCUCAAUAAAGUAAAUAAACUAUCCUUUUCCAAAACAAUAUCUUUUAUCCUAAGUCCCGGUAUGCAAUCUUUACCCAGUGAAACUACUCACUAACCCUCAAUGCUACAAACAUGCUAAAACACAUGCUUCUUUAAACAAAAGCAGACCAUCUGCAAUUGCUAAUUGGCAAAGUAACGUAAAAGUAAUUGAACUUCUGCAUUUUGGAGUGGCUACUAAAAGUAGCCACGUAGUAGAUGUCUAAUGAAAAAUGCUUAAACUACGACAGUUUUUCUCAGCAAUAUAAGAAAUUACAGCAAUCUUUCUAUCUAUUACUGACCUGCUUCAUCCCUUAUUCAACAAAUGCACUAUAAAGUAAAAUGUUAAUUCCAAAGCCCUAUGAAAUGGAUCCUGUAGAACUUCCUUGCAAAAAUGAUACCAUUCAUUCCAGGCAAUACAUUCCUUGUACCAUCUGCAUUGACCUGGAUGCUCGGAAAUUAAUUUCCACAGGUAGUCUGGCAGUUCCACCCUGUAAUGCUCUGCCUCUAGUACCAACGUCUGGAAACUAUGAAACUGGGAAUGAGAGAGCAUCUGCUAUCCUAUUAUCCACACUAGCAAUAUGCUGUGCUUUCAACCAGUUGUUUUACUUUUAAGCAAAGAAAAACAAGAUUCCACAACAAGUUAUUCACAAGGUUACAUUUGGAAUGCAUAGAGUUGAUGACUUCUACCACAGACAAAUUGUCACAAUGAAAUAAAAGUAUUUUGUUCUUAGUCAUCACCCAACCUAACCACAAUUGGAAACCACUCAAGGAGUUCCAAGUUAUUUGUUAAACCUUGAGAGAAAUUCAUAGUUCAGGACAUCUUUUGGCACCACACUUAUUCCAAAAGAUACCAAAGCCUACUUUACAAGCCACAUCUACAAAAGAACUUCAGAACCUCAUUUAAUUCAAUAUAUUCUUAUAAAACUGGAAUUCCAUUCUGUCUCAAAAACAUAUGCCAUACCUAUAAAUCUCUCUUAAUCUCUUUUGUCAUCCUGCAUGCCAGUGUAGCUACUUUUUUCUGCACAAGCAAGUACUAUUCUUCAAAAAUCAAGCUUCUGCUCCCACAGGAGCACUGAAGGUUCUGGAUAUGCUGGGCUCUGGAUUUUCAUUGCAUAAAGCAUUGGACACAGGGCCGGCACAACCGUAGGCAUUCGCCUAGAGCCGCCCCCCUCAGCACCAGGCAGAUCCUCCAGGCAUCCGAAAAUGGGGGCCCAGGAAGUGGCCUUGUCACAUGGGGCCCAGGUAGUGGCCAUACGGCCAUCUCAGGCCCACUCUCUCCCCCCCCCAAAAACUGUCCUUAAAUAGCUAUGGCAGAGUAGGCACCUGCUUACCCUGAUGGCAGGUGCCUGCUCUGCCAAUGAAUGCCGGAGCAGAAGAGUGUGUCUGUGUGUGUGUCUGUCAGUGAGUGUGUGUGUGUCUGUCAGUGUAUGUAUGUCAGUGAGUAUCUGCCUGUGUGUAUGUCUGUCAGUGAGUGAGUAUAUGUAUGUCAGUGAGUGUCUGUGUGUAUGUGUGUCUGUCAGUGAGUGAGUGCACGUGUGUCUGUGUGUGUCUGCCAGUGUGUGUCUGUCAGUGAGAGAGUGACAUGAGGGGGCGGCAAAAUGGAUCUUUGCCUAGGGUGGCAGAAAUCCUUGCACCGGCCCUGAUUGGACCCCUCUCUAUCUUCUCUGCCAUCUGUAAAAUAUCACAAACAGCGUACCACUCUUCUCCUCCUGGCGUCUUCACUCGAUCCAGCAGCUGGCUCAAAAGUUAAUCCAUCACGUUGCUCUAAUUUGGUGCCUUCUCUCUAUAUUGCACCUAUUUCCCUCCCCUACUUUUACCCUGUCAGGUAACAACUUGCCUGGCUACCUCACUGCUCACCUAACUAGAUACUUGCAAAACUGCCCAGAAAUGGCUAAUCUGCCCAGCUACCUGAUUUGUCACUAAUGUUUGCCAAUCAGCUGCAACUCCUGCACGUGAUGUCACAAGCUUAAGUGCCUGUGUCUUUUCAUUCUCAAUGAGCAUUUGUCUGACUAAUGAAAAUGUCUGACCACCAGUGGUUUUAUGACCACAGAUAGCCCAUCCUUGCCAUCAACGUUUCAUUGACCUUUUAGAUAUUUAAUCUGCUUGAGGUUCAUAAGGGAUACGUGAACAGAAAAUUGAGAGCUAAAGAAUGUGAAAACAGCAACUAGCCUUCUUACUGCGCUGGUCUACAAAAUGAAUGUUAAAACACUUCACAAUUCUAUGGUGAAUGUAUAUGAAAACUGAUAACCUAUCAUUUAGACCAAGAUUAGCUAGGGAAAGGCAAUGGAAAACGUCUUGCUUUAGAGCAGAAUACUAUACUAAUUGUGCAUGGAUUCAGAGCAUGUCUUCUACCUAGUUUCUUUUCUCGUAGUGUGAAACACAUAAUACGCAUUGUAUUUCCAUCUCAUUCACAUUGCUGCAUAUUUCAGAAAUGAAGAAUAGUAAUGGCACUUAUCCCAGCAGUAAGUGCUAAUUAUGCCACAUUUUCUACACUUUUUGUGUUUAUGGCUGAAAAUAUGUGGAAUUCACUUAAAACAUAUUCAUUAGCCCUUAUGCUAAAGCUAUUCUACAUGGUAGCAAUGAAUACAAAUUGCUGGAUCCUGCUGUUUAUAGGAUACAGUGAAAUGGUAGUGGCCAUUUUCUCUUUACAACAAAUAUUUCUCUAUAGCUUUUUAUUCUUUAUAUUUGGCUGGUGUAGCCCGGCAUGGGAGCUUCAUAUUUCCUUUCUUUUAUGUUUUUCUUCGAUCAUUCCUGUUUAAUAUCCCAUGUGUUCGUUUUAAAUCUAAUUAGCCCACUGCCCCCACAGAGCUUAUGCCUGCAUGUAUUAUAAUACUACUGCACCUUCAUGUUUGUUUACAUACUACAAAUAUGGUCGUUUGCCCUGAAUUCAUUUGCAUCUAUAAGGAUGAAGUAAGCAACAGGUCAAGCCUGUUAUCAAAACCCUUUCUUAUGGAUGAAACUGUUUCAAUAAACUUUAGAUAAAAUGUUUAAUGAUUAUUAUGCACAAAGCUAUCUUGGUCUGAUAUCUUUUUGCUUGCUAAAUUAAAUUUGCAAUGCUUAACAACACUGGGUACCUAUUUCUCAAAUAGAUGUUCUCCAUAAAAUGAAAUAGCUUUUUUUAUUAAUACAACAUAAAUUAUAGAUAUUCAUUUGUAUACAGUGGUAUUAUAUGCACUACUGCAUGACAGAUUGUAUAUCAGUGCACUCACUGUAUCCACACACUGUGACCAAUGGCAAUUGCUUGUUAUAGUAACAUUAUGCAAGGGCCGAAACAAUCAGUAAGUCACACUUCUGCCAAGGUUAAGAAGCUAAUGAAACUCUACGUAGUUUGUCUUAUUUCAGGGGAACUGGGGCAUGCUAAAUUAUGCCUCAUCAAAUUUAAUGUAGUCCUCUGAAGCUUUUCAAUUUAGGGGUGUAACAGCCUAAGGGAUGCAUUUCAUUAAUAGCACCAUAAAAAUUCAACAACUUUCUCACAUCGAUUAGAAAGUGCUGUUCGGCUGCGGCCAAGCUUGUUGAAACCCCUUGAUGUUGUAGGGAGUAAUUACAACAGGAGCUGAAUUUCGUUUUUAUUCCACACCUCCUUUUGGAGCAUAGCAUUACUCAGAUUGGAAUGAUGACAGUUAGAUCUAUUCACUUAAAGGCUUGGAACAUUUUAGUAAGCGCUACAGAAUCUGGAGGCGCUAUAUAAAUGACAAUAAUAAUAAUAAGUAACCAAAUUCUUAGGAGGAUUCUCUCUGAAUUGUAGUGAGUUGAAAUUCAAAAUGCAAAGUGUAGGCUUAAAUGCCUGAGCUAUGACUAUCACUGAAUUUUCCCUAAUACGCAAUCUUUGCCUAAAUGUUGAUAUUUUGAUUUUAAUUUGCUACAAAAUCAGACUAGUGAAAAACACAGAAAUUGUCCAAUUAAACUGGAUUGUAGAGUUACUAUUUAGCCCUAAAUCUUGCAAUACUCUGCCUUUUCAUUAUCCACUAUGUGUUAUUCUAACUUCAGUAUCUGUUAUUUGCAGUCUGUUUAUAAAUUAAAUACAAAUCCGCAUUUGUUUUUAAUUCUAGCCAUAUGACAGUACUUGCUUUUACUUAAUAAGACUGCAAUUAGUGCUAUUUACAAAUAGUUACUAAAAAAAAAAAAAAAAGGUACCAUCAUUAAAGUAAUUGUGCUGGGUGCUGUGGUCCUACCUUUAACCCUGCAAUGUAAAACAUUGCAGUUUUAUAUAAACUGCAAUCUUUCAUUUUGCAGGGUUAAAAACACCUCUGGUGACUGUCACUAGAGGUGUUUACUGCACUCACAUUAAACUCUGUCACAUGAUGUCGCAGCUCAGAGGAAGGCAUUGAAGUCCUGCUUUCUUGUGAGAAGAUUUGGUUACUUGACUUGAUGGGCUUAAGUCAGGCUAUAUUGCUAUGCAUUUAUGUAACUCUGUAUCAUCCCUUUCUUGCCAUUGGUAAUAGCUCUGCAAAACUGAGAAAUACUCUGAGCCAGUUAAUAGUUUGAGGAGAAGGAGCCAAGGCUUUUUAUGGAAUACCAAGAAGUAGAGUUCCUCAAUAUUUCACAUCAGUUUGGUUACAUUAUAUAUUAAAAUGAAAUAUGUGUAAAAAUAUCUACAUCAAUUAAAAGGGGCUACUUUCAGUUAAACAUUAGGGUUACACCUUAAAUAAUAAAAUAAGAAAAUGACAUAUUAAGACAAAUAAUCAAUUGUAGAACACACAACAGUAUUUAUGUAUUUUUCACAUUAUUCUUAAUAAAACAUUGCUACAUUAAAGUAUAAGGAGUCAAUAAAAUGAACAUGGAAUAUUUCGAUUUUUUUCCAUCUUUGGAUGUUUUUGUUUUUCAGUUCUUUUCCAGCUCUUGCUGACAUCAUCCAUUUUAUAGAUCACCAUUGGCACUAACGAAUAUUUAGGGCCCAGAACAUUUGGAAUUGUCACUUGACAAUGGAAAACACUCCUGGAUUGAGCAGGACUAAUGAGAACCCUGAUGUAACUCAACGAAAAUCUGGAUUUACAGAUUCAAAUUGGCUGCACAACUCUGGAUAUGACCAAUCAAUCAACUCAGAUCGUACUUGGUAUCCUGAGAUCACUAAUCUUGAAUACCAUUUAGGUGAUCUGCACGGAAUCUAUGAAAUACCUAGAGAAGAAAAUAAAGUAAAUUCCCUAACAUAUUAUAAAUAUAGAAUAGGAGGUUCCGUUGAAAGCAUAUUUUCUCAGACCUCUGGUCAGAAUAGUGAAUGGCCAAUGUUGAGGCCUAGCAAGUCUCAAAAUGCUCUUAGUUUUACACACCAGGGCUGUGCAGAUAAGUCUGAGUCCAAAUGUCCAGAUAUUGUUGAUGAUGUAGUGGGAGAUGAACUUAUCUUACCUUAUCAAAACCAGAACAUAACAGACUGUAGAUCUAAACAUUUAGCAACACAUCCUUCACUAUACUUCACACCAUUUCACACUACUUUAGCAGCUGAAAGGAAGUCAAAUCCCAAAUUCAUAGCAGAAAAUAUUUCCAAAGAUAAGGAGACACAAGACUGUGAAAGUCAAACAGUCCUCCAACCAGUACAAAGAGUAGGGCAGGGACCCAACGCAAUUGAAAAAGCAACAUCGUCUUCCUCAUUUACCAGGAUGAAAGAGAAAAGCCUCACAGUUUUGAAAUCAGCUUCUGCGCAGCCAAAGAAAAUACAUUUUAUGCAUUCUUCUGAAGAAUUGGAUUCAAGUAAUUUGCAGGUAACAUCACUCAUAUUUCAAGGUUCCGUUGCAGAUACAUGAACUUUUGCAGAACUGAUAUAGAAAAUAAUUUCAAGAGAAUUUAAGAUUCUGUUCCGCCUAGACAAAAUAGCACUUAUUAAGCAUAUUUUUUUACUCUAGUUUUGUAAAUACAUGACAGUAGUUUUUGUAAGCAUAUCCCUGGCUCCUCCUGGAGCCAAAUGACUGCAAGCAGGUAUUGACCAUACUUGAGAAAAUAUUAUUGGAGCUAUAAUCUGUAUUGACAUGAUAGUGAAACAUGUUUGGCCUAACAUUUUUCCACAAUAAUAGUGAUUAUACUUAGAGGGGAAGUCGCAUAGUAGUUAUAUUGCAUAAAGCCACAGCAUCCUUCUGGAAUCAACGGACUGUCCACAUCCCUGCUACAUUUAUAAUGUUGAAGUUUUAAUUCUGCAUUAUCAAUGCAGCUAAGAUGGAACUGGAACCUCUCUAAAUAGGUGGUUUAGGCGGUCGCCUAAGGCCUCAAGCUGGCUGGGGCCUCGUGGCCGCCUAAACCGCCUUAGGGCAGACUGUGGCUUGCUCAGUAUGCCGCUGGGUGCAAGGCCCCUGCUUUCUGCCCAGCCAGCAAUUGCAGACACCUGUCUGCAGCUUCGCAAUGUGCAGAGCUGCAGACCAUGUGUGUCGCGAGAACUGGAUAAUCAGAGCGUUGCCACGGGUUACCAUAGCAACGCUCUGACGGGUCUCGCGAGAUACAUGGUCUGCAGCACUGCGGAGCUGCAGACCGGAUAUUAUGGGCACCGGACCACCAGGGAGCCCACACUGGACCACCAGGGAAUAAAAAAAGUAUUUAGUCACACCAUCACCCCCCUCUCCCUCUCACCAUCACACCCCCACACCUUCACCUCCCUCUCACCAUCAUCCCCUCUCCCUCUCACCAUCACCCCCCUCCCUCUUACCUUCACCUCCCUCUCACCAUCACCCCCCACACCUUCACCUCCCUCUCACCUUCACCUCCCUCUCCCUCUCACCAUCACCCCCUCUCCCUCUCACAUCACCACCUCUCUCUCACUAUCACCCCUCCCUCUCACCAUCACCCCUCUCCCUCAAAUCAUCAUCACCCCCACCAUCACCACCCUCUCCCUCACACCAUCACCACCCUCUCCUCACACCAUCACCCCUCUCUCCCUCACACCAUCACCCUUCUAUCCCUCUGACCAUCACCCCCUCCCUCUUACCAUCACCCCUCCUCACCAUCACCCUGUCACACAAAGGAUCCCCCCACACACACAGUAUCACCCACCUCACACACACAGCCUCCCCAGACACACUGUUAGCAUUCCAUCACACUGUCACCUCCCCACACAUUGUCACCCCUCCCUACACUGUCAUCACCCCCCACACUGUCAGCCUCUUCAUGCAUCCACACUCACAUUAACCACUCACCCCUUCCAAAUUCACCUGCCCUCACUCUGCCACACUCACCCUGUCACAUUAACCCCCCUUAAUCUUGUCACACUGCCACAAUUGCGCUGACACUCUUACAUCCACUCGCCCUGUCACACUCCCUCAUCAAACCAUGUCAUACUCCCUGUCCCUCAUUCUCUCUCACAACCCAGCCCCACCCCACCCUGUCCAUUUACUCCCUUCGCCCUGUCACACUUUCCCUGCCACUGGUACCCCUUUACUCACCUUGUCACAGUCACCAGAUUCAUCAUGCACACAGUCAGGAAAAUAGCUUUGCCAUAAACACAGUGCACAAAGGUUACAGGCAGACCCCCAUAUACACAACACACUACAAGCAGCUACCCCAAACACAUACGGUCCCAGCCAAAAAUGCAAACAUGCUCACAGAGACAUACAUUCACAAGGAUACUCUCUGUAAGACACACUCUCAGGCACAUACACAGGUAAACUGUGCAUCAAUGUGAAUAUGUGACAGUGUGCAUGUAUUGUUACUUUUUUGUUUGUCACUUUUCUGUUAGUGGGACCUCAGGUGUGGGGCCUCAUAAAGUCUAGAGCCACCUCUGACAUGUCCCUUGGUGGCAAGUGUAUUCUACGCAAUGUAUCCACUACUGUGAGCUGUAGUAGAUAUGUUGCUUAGCGUUACAUUUAAAGUAUAAUAGCAGAAUUGGAGGUUGGACAAUUUUCAUCUGUCCUUAAGUUGAAUAGAAAAAUAUGUUCUAGUAUGAAGUUAAAGGACCACUCUAGGCACCCAGACCACUUCAGCUUAAUGAAGUGGUCUGGGUGCCUGGUCCAGCUAGGGUUAACCCAUUUUUUCAUAAACAUAGCAGUUUCAGAGAAACUGCUAUGUUUAUGAAUGGGUUAAGCCUUCCCCUAUUUCCUCUAGUGGCUGUCUCAUUGACAGCCGCUAGAGGCGCUUGAGUGCUUCUCACUGUGAUUUUCACAGUGAGAGCACGCCAGCGUCCAUAGGAAUGCAUUCUGAAUGCUUUCCUAUGUGACCGGCUGAAUGCGCGCAGCUCUUGCCGCGCAUGCACAUUCAUCCGACAGGGAGGAGAGGAGGAGGAUCGGAGGAGGAGAGCACCCCGCCUAGCGCUGGAAAAAGGUAAGUUUUAACCCCUUUCCAGAGCCGGGCGGGAGGGGGACCCUGAGGGUGGGGGCACCCUCAGGGCACUAAAGUGCCAGGAAAGCGAGUAUGUUUUCCUGGCACUAUAGUGGUCCUUUAAGUCACUAAACAAUGAGUUGUGGUAAGUUGGUUUUAAUUUAAAGCAUAAUGGAUAACACUUUGGGAAGAAACUAGAUGUAUCAUGAGAACCGCUUAAAGGGGGGGGAGGGGUACACUGAUCACCAUAUGUGCAAUGUGUAAUUCUAAAACAUGAUCUUCCCAUAAAAAUAUACAUAUUAUAUAACAAAUUCUGGAUACCUCAACAGUGAUCCGAAGGUCUAAUGGCUUGAAUAUGUUGACUGAACCCGAACAUGGCAUUAUUUUCCCCUAUUAUGUUCUUUAAGAUGUGUAACUUUUAUAUUAUAUUAUAUGAGGAAAAUUCAGUGUCUUCAUGCAGAAGUGAGAGUGUGCAGCACUGCCCCAGUAGCCAUCUGAGGAGUGGCCAAUGGAGGUGUCCCUAGACUGUAAUGUAAACACUGCAUUUUCUCUGAUAUUAUAGUGUUUACUACAAAGAGCAAGAAGGGAAUGAUUAUACUCACCAGAACAAAUACAAAAAGCUGUAGUUUUUCUAGUGACUAUAGUGUCCCUUUUAUACAAAACAUUGGCAUUUUCCAUCAAAGUGAAGUUAUUCACCAAAAUAAAAACAAAAGUUUACCUAACGUGAUUAAAAUGCUUUUCUAAUAGGUGCCAUGAAAUAAUAUAAUCACUGAAAUAUCCCAACAAUCUUCCCUUUGAUAUGUAUGCCUUCACUGUAUGUAUGUUCAAUUAUUUGGCUUUACUGAGAAGUUUCCUACUGAGUUAAUGCCAUUAAUCAGCAAAUUGUUUCAAUUUCACAGCUUUUUUUCUAUCUAUAGAAUGCCAAUGCUAAUAAGUUCUAAUUUUAAUUACUAUACACCAUAAUUACAAUUAGCUAACAUAGUAAUAAUUGUAAUUAAUCAAAGGUAAUUAAUAGCAACAAUAAUAAUAGGAACGAUAUGUUAGAAAUUACACGCCCAGGUAGCAUUUCUGACAUUAUUUUUCAAAAUAUGAUAAGACAUAACAGCAUGCCGAAAACGUUGAAUUUUAGAAUAAUCAUUUAAAUUAGCACUGUCACCUGUGACAGUCUUUACGUAUUUUGCAAACGCCCUAAAGUGACACUCCAUCUUGGUAUGUGAAGGUCUAGGGGUGAAGUGGAAGUUUAACUAACCUGACACUGUACCCUGCAGGUACAGACAUCACCUUUCUUCAGCUUGUGGCUAUGUAGAACCUCAUGGGACCACACAAUCUGCAACAAACAGACUUGACAAGUUCAGGUUUUUAAGUGUGAAUUUUCAUGGAGGGUUUUGAUGCGUCCAUGUCCCACUUUGGAGCACUUUAGCAGGCUACAUAUUCUAUCUACACCAUAAAGGCAUACCAUUUCUUAAAGAAGACAUCCCAGGGUAUUUCAAAAGGCAUAUUUUGAACCUUAGCUUUUACCAUUAGUGGUAAUAAGCAUCAUAGGCGUGCGCAGCCUAUUGCAUUAGGGUGUGCACCCUAAAGCACAAACACCCGCCGUGUGGUGUGUGUGUGUAUGUAUGUAUAUAUAUAUAUAUAUAUAUAUAUAUAUGUGUGUGUAUAUAUAUAUAUAUAUAUAUAUAUAUAUAUAUAUAUAUAUAUAUAUAUAUAUAUAUAUGUAUGUAUAUAUAUAGAUACAUACACACACACACAAACACAUACACUGCUGUGUGUGCUGUUAGUGUGAUGUGUGUGUGAGGGUGCUGUUAGUGUGAUGUGAGGGUAUUUGUGUGUGUGUGUGUUUGUGACUGUGCUGUUUGUGUGUGAGGGUGUUUGUGUGUGUAUGUUUGUCCUGUGAGGGUGCUGUUUGUGUGAGUGUCGUGUAUUUGUGAGGGUGCUGUUUGUGUGUGUGUGUGAGGGUGUUGUGUUUUUUUUUAAAGGUGCUGUGUGUGUUUGUGAGGGUGCGGUUAGUGUACUGUGUGUGUGUGAGCUGUAUGUGUGUAGGUGCUGUAUGUGUGUGUGCUGUAUGUUUGGAGGGAUUUGGCAGAUUAGUAAAUCCUUGCUGCCAUGUGCUAUCCCUGGUGGUCCAGUGGAGAGUGAACUCUAGCCUGCGGGGCUAGAGUUAACUCUCGCGAGAUCUGAGCGUUGCCGCAGCAACGCUCAGAUAUCGCGAGAGGAACCUGGCGGAGCUUCUGUCUAGAGCUCCCUGGGUCCUCUCCUGCCUCCCUCCAUGCUGCUGUGGGCCGGUGAGGUAGAUCUUUGGUCUCCCCGCCGGCCCAUGGAGGCUUAGAGUAGAGCCGGCACUCAGAUAGCGCCGGCUCUGUGUGUGUGUGUAUAUAUAUAUUUAUAUAUAUAUGCGUACACACACACACUCACAGACACACACACACACACUCACAUACACAGACAGACACACACUCACAGGCACACAUUCACAGACACACAGAGACACACUCAGACACACUCACACAGACACACACUCACAGACACACUCACACACAGACACACUCACAGACACACACACACACAGACACACUCACACACACACACUCACACACUCAGACACACAAACACACACUCACAGACACACACACACACAAGAACAAAUUAUUAUAUUUUAAUAAAAAACAAUGUCCACCCAGCCUCCUACCUGGAGUGCUGGCGUGGACUUUUCCCUGGGGUCCAGUGGGACGGGCGCCUCUCUCCAGCUCAGCUGCGGCGAGGGAGCUCUCUGCUGUCUGCUCUCUGCUCCCUCUCGCCGCGCGGGCUGUCUGCUGUCAUAUUCCGGCUCCCGGCAUCAGCGCGCGGCGAGAGGGAGCAGAGAGCAGACAGCAGGGAGCUCUCUCGCCGCGGCUGAGCUGCAGAGAGGGGGGGGAUCCAUCACCUCUUGCCCCCCCCCAUGACAGGGGCAAGAGGUGAAACAGGGGGCGCUGAGUGCCUGCAGGAACAGCGUUCCUGCUCAAAAAAAGUGCAGGAACGCUGUUCCUGCAGGACUCAAACCAUAGGCGUGCCACGGGGAUUAGGGUGUGCCCAGGCACACCCGGCACACCCCGUGCGCACGCCUAUGAUAAGCAUUUUUUUCUGCCUUUUUGACACACAAAGUGAGUUUGCACAGUGCAUUUUGCAAACCUUAUGUGUUCUACGGGUGUAUAAUACUUCAUAUGUUGCUCAGCUAUGCCGUCUGAGUACAGCAAUACCCCAUAUGUACCUUUGCCAGAUAUAUGUGGACAUUUGAGACACAUCCAUUCCAGUUGUUUUUUUUUUCAAACUUUGAAUUUUUCUGCUGUGUCCAUAUCCCAUUUUGGAGUAUUUUAGCAGACUAUAUAUUCCAACUACCCCAUAAAGGCAUGCCAUUUCUUAAAGAAGACAUCCCAGUGUAUUUCAAAAGGCAUAUUUUGAACCUUGGCAUGGGAUCAUUUUUCCGCUAAUACCAUGUGUAGUGGUAAUAAGCAUUUUUUUUUGCCUUUUUUACACACAAAGUGAGUUUGCACCGUAUAUUUUGCAAAUCUUAUGUGUGCUAUGGCUGUAUAAUAUUUCAUGUGUUUCUCAGCUAUGUUGUCUGAGUACAACAAUACCCCCGUAUUUACCUUUGCCAGGUAUAUGUGGAUGUUGAAGGGGCACAUUUGAGACAGAUCCAUUCAGUUUUUUUCCAACUUUUGAAGUCUUAAUCUGUGUCCAUGUUCCAUUUUGGAGUAGUUUAGCUGGUUGGUUAUUUAAAUGGCCCCACAAACGCAUAUCAUUUUUGAAAGAAUACACCCUGGGGUAUUUCUAAAUGCAUGUUUUGAACCUUAACGUAGGAUCAUUUUUUUCAUUAGUUUGUUCCAGAUGUUGUGGUAAUGAGCAUUUUUUUAUGUAUUUGUUUACUCUUUUAAACCUUUUUACUUUUUAAAACUUGUUUUUACAUUUUUUUACUUAUUAAAUUUUUUUACACUUGUAACAAAUUUUUUACCGCUAACCCCUAAUUUUUUAUAUUUAUUUUGUACUAUUUGUGCUUUGUUUUCAUCUACACACCUCAUACCACUAACAUGAAUGCAAAUAUGACUAUACUGUUAUUCUUAAAGCUGCACUGUCAUGCCGAAUCCUGCUUUUGUUUUUUUUUAACCCCCCUCCGGCCUCCUCUACAUCUAACUAACACUCUAGUCACCCCCAAAUGCCCCUAAGCCCCCCACAUUACCUAUUUUGUAUUCCUUAUUUUCUGGGCGGCAGGUGGGGGCCAUGAAGAUAAUGGGGGGGGGACCUACUUUCCCUCCCCGGCUCCCACCCCUGGGCGGCGGGUGGGGGCCAUGAAGAUAAUGAGGGGGGGACCUACUGUCCUCCCACCUGCCCCCACCCCUGGGCAGCGGGUGGGGGCCAAAUGAUAAUGAGGGGGGGGACCUACUGUCCUCCCCCCCGGGGCCCCACCCCUGGGCGGCGGGUGGGGGCCCUAAGUCAAUCCCCCCCACCAAGGUGACUAGGGGUUCUCAAGCCCCUAGUCACCCACCCCCCCACCCAAAUAAAAAGUCCCUACCUACCCCCCUCACCCUAAAAAAUAGUGAGGGGGGAAUAAAAUAACUAACCUGUAAAAUAAAAUUAAACUUACCAUUCGACGUCUUCUUUUUUCUCAAAUCUUCGUUUUUCAGCCCCAAAAAAGGCAAAAUAAAAAACCAACAUAACCGUCGAAUUGAAAAUAAAAUAAAAAUCCCGAGCGCAAAAAAAAAAAACCCGACGAAAAAGAAAAAACCCGAGCGCAAAAAGGGGGGCAUUGACUUAGGGCCCCCCACCCGCCGCCCAGGGGUGGGGGAGGACAGUAGGUCCCCCCCCCUCAUUAUCUUUAUAAAAUAGCCCUCCUACCCCCACCUCACAAAAUUAUAAAGUAUCCCAUUCACUAUAUGGCCAAACAAAAAUGAUGUCCAAAUUCCUAUUCCUUAUGUUACUUGCCCUUGCAACUGAUGUGGAGUCUAACCCUGGUCCCCCAGCUAAUUCUGGUCCUAAUCUCCCCACUAAAAAAAGACCUCUCUUUUGUGCACUGCAACAUCCGUCGCUUGCUCCCUAAACUGGAUGCACUACAAGCCUGGUGUUCCCAUUACAAAUCAAAAAUCAUCGUGCUCUCAGAAUCAUGGUUAACAACUAAAAUACCAGACUCCGCCAUUGCAAUACAGGGUUAUUCAUGUUUUAGAAAUGACAGCGCAAAAAGAGGAGGAUGCAUUGUUAUUUAUGUUGACAAGUUCAUAAAAUUUACUCCUUUAAAAAGCUAUAACUUCUGCCUUUUGAUUUUCUUUCUGGCACAAUUGAGAUCGUUUUCAGUAAAACUAUCAUUGUUGCUGGAAUCUACCUGAAGCUCAGUGCACCAGCAAUUGCUAAACCUGCCACUACCUUUAGCAAUGAAUCCCUGGUGUACAUGUGCAUACUAUCAACAAUCAAAUUAUCUGACCCCUAAUCAAUCAGGCUUUCGUCUAAAUCACUCAACUUUAACUGCCCUCUUAAAAGUUUGCAUUGACAUCCAAAUUGGCAUGGAACAAGGAGACUUAACUGGAGCUAUUUUCCUUGAUUUUGCCAAGGCCUUUGACACAGUAGACCAGUGAUAGGAUACCUUCGGCACUCCAGAUAUUGUGGACUACAUCCCCCAUAAUGCUCUUACACCCAUAAUGCUGGCAAAGCAUCAUGGGAGGUGUAGUCUAAAACAUCUGGAGUGCCAAAGGUUGCCUAUGCCUGCAGUAGACCAUGGCAUUCUUUUUCAAAAACGUAAAAACUCAGACAUUGGUAAUCGUCCACUAACCUGGUUUCGAUGAUAUGUUUCAGCCCGAUUGCAAUAUGUGGCCAUUUCUAAUAGCGCUUCCCUCCCUCUUCCAGUCACGUGUGGUGUUCCCCAAGGCUCCAUACUCGGCCCCCUGCUACUCACAUCAUUUAUAAAUGAUCUGCCUAACGUCUGCAAAUCCUCAACUGCACCAGUUUUAAAGAAUGUUAUUGCAAUACUAAAAAAGUGCAGAAGCAAGCUACAAAAUUAGUAAGGGGGUGGAAAACAUCAACUAUGAGGAAAGACUAGAAAAACUUUAUUCAUUUUCUUUAAAAAAAAAAACAAAUUCACCUGAAAGGGGAUAUGAUCGCACUAUACAAAUAUAUAUAGGGUCAGUACAAACCGCUUAUCAGAAGUUUGCCAUCAGAUUCUAUAGCUAUUUUCAAAAAAAAGGUUUGGAUGUUUUUUUGCAUAAACAGAAUAUUCAAGGAUAUAAUUGAUAUGUAUGUAAACCGGUUGUUAAUUCGAGGAGAAAUCUGAUUGCCAUUAUAAAGUCAAGAAGGAUUCCCCCCCUCUUUUUGUGGCAUAAUUAUUUGGGGUGUAGGAUUUGCCUUCUUUUGGAUCAACGGCAUAAAAGAAUGUGUUUGAAGGUUGAAUUUGAGAGACGUCAGUCUUUUUUCAACCUAGACACCUUUGCCACUAUGUAACUGCCCUGGAAGAAUAAACUAGGAAAUCUACACAUUUACACACACAUAAUUGCCAGUUAUAAGACACUUACAUGUGCUACCUGCCAGCAAUCCACCCAGACAAAAAAUAUAAAAGUACUCAAUAGUUUUACAAAACACAAGCUAAAUAAUAUACCUCUCAGGAAUGUCAAAUUGAUCCUGUAACAGUACCAUUAGCACAGCUAAAUGUGCCACAUGUCUAAUGUUGAGGGUGCAGCCCAGCAUUGGGGAUUUCUGUGGUUUGCAGGACUUAAUAAUAUUCUAAUAUUGAUUCAGCUAUAUUGCUUAUAACAUAAAUGAGUUGUUUUGCAGUUUGCAGGUGUAACAUGUAUUGAUCUGUUGAACGAAAGUAUUGAUGUAGGCUGCGAGGUAAUUGAGAGGCAGCCUUUCAAGCAUUUUUUGCUGUAAACUAUGACAUCUGGAGCUUAAAAUAGCAAGUUUAAUGGUCUGUUCGUGGGACUCCUAUCUCUUCAUUGCCUUAAAGUAUUUGCGUUCACACAUAACACAACACUGAUUACAAUAUCAAUUCUCUUUGAUUGUAGGCCAUAGAACCCAAUACAUCACAGGAUAUCUCUGUGUCACUGCUGAAAUCCAUUCUCACAGAAAAGGAAGUUAAAAUAAAUGAUCUCAGCAAAGAACUCAAGAGAGUAGAAACUGAGAACCUACAAUUGCUGGAAGAAAAGGAUCUACUUCUCUCUGAAAUCGAAACACUUAGAAGAGAAUUUGAGGUAUUGAUUAAUUAUGCUUAAAGGGAGACCAUUAAUUCUUUAGACCAUUAAAUAAAAUAUUGAAAAUCAUGUAUUAGCUGUGUGAACCUUUAUUUUCAUGCGAUGUUCUGUUUCCUUUUAAAUACAUAUUAAAGAUUCAACAAAUGAUAUCACAGUCCAGUCCAGGUCAUGCACAGCCAGGGCACAAAAUACAUACGAGGAGAUGAAAGAGAAACAUUGUUUUAGUUCUAAUAUUCCAUCUGUUGACUGACAGGUGCAAAGGACAGAGCUUGUAACAAUGAUUAACGGGAGCUAUGAUAUACAGAGAUGUGGAAUUCUACAUUUUUUUAUUUUUUUUCCAUAUUUUUUCCCCCCACAUAUUUGUAUAAUAUAUGGAUGAGACAACAUAAUGUUAAAAAUAGUAGGAAGUGACAUUGCCCCCUUAUUACUUUGUGAUAUUACUAGUAAACUGUUUUUAAAGGGACACUAUAUUCACCAAGGUAACUUGAGCUUAAUGAUGCUGUUUUGGUGUAUAAAUCAUGCCCCUGCAGCCUCACUGCUCAAUCCUCUGUCAUUUAGGAUUUAAAUCACUUUGUUUAUGCAGCUCUAGUCACACCUCCCUGCAUGUGACUUGAACAGCCUUCCUAAACACUUCCUGUAAAGCGUUAGAAAUAGAAUUUCUUAUCUCCAGCUAUGUUAAUAGCUUGUAGGACCCUCCUGUGUGUGAUUAAAAUGUGAUUUUUAUGCAGGCUGUGUGAGUCACAGCCAGGGGAGGUGUGGCUAUAUGUGCAUAAACAGAAAAAAAAUGAUUUAUCUCCUAAAUGGCAGAGACUUGAGCAGUGAGACUGCAGAGACUUGAUCAAUACACUAAACAUGCUUUAUUAAGCUUAAAUUGGUUUUGGGCCUAUAGUGUCCCUUUAAUGUUAAUAACAAUAAUCAUUCAAAUAAAUUCAGGAUCACUACAGGUGUUAAGAAAAAGUGCAAGUAAUCCAAAAAAAGCUGCAGGGGUCGGAUGUGUAAAUGUAUUUAUCUUAGUUUAUGUUUAUACCUGCCCUCACUCAGCAACCACUAGUUUUAAGUUCUGUACUGACACAAAACCCAUUUCUCUGCGUGGCUUUCUUUUCAUUUUAGAUAUACCAUGUUUUAAUACUGCAUCUGCUUUACAUGGUAUCAAUGACCCACAGCAAAGCACUUAAAGGCAAUCCAUAGAGCCCAGUUUGUACAACCCUCACAUGAAUCUGUGUAACCGUUCUAACUACUGUCUUUCAAGAUUAGUGCCCUCAAGUUAAUAUCUUUUAUUAUUGGUCUCCUAGGUAAUGACAUUUGACAAAGAGAGAAAAAAAGAGGAUGUAUUGAAUUUAUUUGACCCUAACUCACCUGCAGUACUUCAGCAACAAAUAGGUAAUGUUUCAGAAUAUUUCUUCUUGUGUGUUUUUUCACCAUGCAAAUUAUGGAGGUGCAAAAACAUAAUAUUCAUAUAUGUAAUUUGAAUAUGUGGGGUAACAGCUUCUUCAAGAAGAGAUCUGACUGACAUUCUAGGGUCAAGAAGGAUUUUUUCCUAAUUUGUUGCAAAACUGGAACGCGCUUACAUACUGGAUUUUUUUUGAGAAAGGCUGAACUUGAUGGACCCAUGUCUUUUUUCAGCCUAUGUAACUAUGUUAAAUAUAAUCAUUAUUUGUGAUGAUUGUAUUGACAUAAAAAAUCACACAAAGUGCCUUAGCAUGUCAAAUCAAAGUAUGUGAGCAUGGGCGUCCACAGGAAUUUUUCCAGGGGAGGGCAUAAAUGUAAUGACUUCCAUGCUUGGCCCCUUUUUGCAGGGCUGGACUUUGGCUACAAAGCAGCCCUGGAAAAAAUGUAUGCCAGCCCCAUAAGUCAUUGUGCCAUGUAGUGUAUGUGUAUAUAUAUAUAUAUAUAUAUAUAUAUAUAUAUAUAUAUAUAUAUAUUUAUUUAUUUAUUUAUUUUUUCUGCUUACUUGUACACACACACAAACUUAGUACAAACUCUGACACUUACACAAGGUUACUACAGAAAAACUCAUUAGUAUACAAACACAAACUUACUAUAGACAAGCUUACUGUCACACAUAUAUGCUCACUACAGACAAGCUCACUGACACACACACACAUGCUCACUACAGAAAAGCUCACUGACACACACUAGAUGACUACAGACAAGCUCACUGACAUAUGCAUGGUCACUAUAAACUUACUGACAUACACAUGCUCACUACUGAAAAGCUCACUGACACACAUGCUAACUACAGACAAACCCACUGACACCCACACAUGCUCACUACAGAAAAGCUCACCGACACACACAUGCUCAGUACAGAAAAGCUCACUGACACACACAAACUCACUUACAGACAAGCUCACUGACACAUAUACACAUGCUCACUACAGACACGCUCACUGACACACAUAUGCUUACUACAGAAAAGCUAGCUAACACACACAAGCUCGCUUACACAUUAGCUUACUGAAACACACAUGCUAACUGUAGAAAAGCUCACCGACACACAUGCUCCCUACAGACAAACUCACUGAUAAACACAUGCUCACUACAGACACAUAGUGACACACACGCUCACUACAGACAAGCUCACUGACACACACACUCACACACAUGCUUACUACAGACAAACUCCCUGACACACACACAAGUUCACUACAGACAUGAUUACUACAGACAAGCUCACUGACACACACAUGCUCACUACAAACUCACUGACACACACACACAUACUCACUAUAGACACGCUCACUGACACACAUAUGCUUACUACAGAAAAGCUAGCUAACACACACAAGCUCGCUUACACAUAAGCUUACUGACACACACAUGCUAACUGAAGAAAAACUCACCGACACACAUGAUCACUACAGACAAGCUCACUGACACACACAUGCUCAUUACAGAAAAGCUCACUGACGCACACUAGAUCACUACAGACAAGCUCACUGACACAUACAUGGUCACUAUAAACUCACUGACCUACACAUGCUCACUACUGAAAACCUCACUGACACACAUACUAACUACAAACAAACCAACUGACACACACACAUGCUCACUACAGAAAAGCUCAACGACACACACAAACUCACUUACAGACAAGCUCACUGACACAUAUACACAUGCUUACUACAGACACGCUCACUGACACACAUGCUUACUACAUAAAAGCUAGCUAACACACACAAGCUCCCUUACACAUAAGCUUACUGGCACACACAUGUUAACUGUAGAAAAGCUCACCGACACACAUGCUCACUACAGACAAGCUCACUGACACACACACACAAUCACUACAGACAAGCUCACUGGCACACACACACAUGCUCACUACAGAAAAACUCACUGACACACACACAAGUUCACUACAGACAUGCUUACUACAGACAAGCUCACUGACACACACACAUGCUCACUACAAACUUACUGUUGCACACACACGCUCACUCACUAUCAGAAGCACACACACACACACACACACACUGUCAUGGACUGAAGCCUAGCUGUCACAGAAGGCUGUGGGAGACUGGGAGCACGGAGAGGUAAAGUCUACAUGCUCUUUCCUCUUCCUUCCGGCAAGGUCAGCAGUGUGAGUGUGGGUGGAGCUUGUGUGGAGGCGGGGUUUGCAAAGGGAGGUGGAGCAUGAGUGCAGGGGCAGAGCAUAGAGGCACUGAAUUGCUGGGGAUUCGGAAGGGAGCCUCACAGUUCUCCCUAAAUGCGGCCCCAAGCACCUCCCUCCAUCCCCCCGGCACUUCUCUCCUUCUUUUAAUUAUUUCAAAGGCAUUUUAGGUAUCCUGGUGCCUGUGUGGAGGGAGGAAGUUGAAAAAUCCUGCUGACGCCUAUGUAUGUGGGCUUCAAGGCUACAAAACACUUCCAAUGUCUCCUUUGUGUUCCUACAGGCUUCAACUGUGCAAAAUCUGUCACUGGUCUGCCCAACCUAAAAUAUACAGGGUUAUUCACUAAAGUGAUAAUUCAGAGUGAAUUCAAAAUAGCUUUCAAAUUUAAAGGGACACUAUAGUCACCAAAAUAACUUGAGCAUAAUGAAGCAGUUUUUGUUUUUUUAAAUACUGCACAUCCAGACUCCUACUACUGUGGCCAUGUCAAAUCACUGAAGUGGUCAUGGUGAUUGGAAUAACUCUUUAAAAAAAAAAAGGUUUUCAUUGCUGAGUGAACCUUUUUAAAAUGUCAUGAGUCUUCAAUGUAUAAUAUCCUACAGCUAAUGAGAAUAUAUAUGUAUAUAUUAGAAAAAAACAAUCCAAACAUAACAGGCAUCCCUGGAGAGGUUCUGCAAGUAUGAGUCUGGGAUGGAUGUACAAGAACGGGAUAGUAAGAGGUCACCAGCAGAGUGAAAAAAUAUUUGUUCAUGAUGGAGGAGAUAUAGGCAGGGGCUACAUUAUGGAGAGCUUUUCAAGUAAGCACAAGAACUUUGAAACAAAUCCUGAAUGAAACGGGAAGCCAUUGCAGGGAUCAAUGGAGAAUUGAAGUAUGAGAGUUGAGUGAUUUAAUGUAGAUGAGUCUGGCAGAGACAUGCAUUACAUUCUGCAGAGAAGCAAUUUGUGCAAUUGUCAGGCCAAUAAGGAGAGGGUUACAAUAAUGAAGAGAAACCAUGAGCGCAUGAACAAGCAUUUUGGUCGUGUCCUGAGUAAGAAAGGGGCAAAUGCGAGAAAUGUUUUUAAGAUUAAAGUGACAGGAUUUAGCAAUAGAUUUUAUGUAAUGAGUGAAGGGAAGGUCAAAGUUAUGAAGAGUAACAGAGAAAGACCUAGCCUUAGAGGUAGGACAAGGAGUUUGGUCUUGGAAAGGUUGAGUAUUAGAAAUUGUCAUUUAGUCAGAGACUUAGAAUUGGGAGUCAGUGACAAAAUACAGCAGAUGGGGAGAAAGAUCAGGAGAGGAGAGGUAGACCUGGGAUCAUCAGAGUACAGGUGAUUCUGAAACCCAUAAAAUAAUAUCAUGUCAUCAAGAGGCAGUGUAUAUUGAAAUAAGAAGAGAUUACAGUAUAGAGUCUUCACAAACUCAAACUAAGAAAGGUUCAGAAAGGGAGGAGGUACCAGAGAAGGAAAUACUGAAGGAGUGGUUAGAGAGGUAGGAAGAAAACCAGGAGAGAGUGGUAUCACCAAGACCAAGGUUGUGAAGGGGGAAGAAGAGAAUCGAGUGGAUAACUAUGUCAAAAGAGCCAGCAAGAUAAAGAAGAAUAAAUAGGAAAUAAUGGUGUUUGGAUUUUGCCAUCACUAAGUUAUUAUUUUCGGGGCAGUCUCUGUGGAAUGUUGGGAACGGAAGCCAGACUGAAGCGGGACAAGUCGGGGUUGAGGUUCAGAUAGUCUGCAAGUUUAGUAUAGCUUGGAGGUGAAGAGAAGCAAAUAAAUAGGAAUGCUAAGCAAAGCAUCCAGGUCAUGAGAAGGCUUUUAUAGUAGGGGCGUGAUCAGGGUAGCCAUCAGGGGAUUACAACCAUAAUGGUUGUCAAGGGCCCGGCAGUCCCCUACCCUCCAAAAUGCAAGUAGAGUGCCGCUAUAUAUAUACUACGUUUUAUAUAUAUACACUUCCAAGCAGGGCCCAGGACAUUGAGCACCCCGUCCGGCAUUUUUGCAAGCCGCAGCUGUAAAGCAUUACCGUUGGUUGACAUGACAACGCUACUUGGCACGCAAUGCAUCCCGCAGUGGCGUACUAAAGGGGGGCAGUCUUCCCUGGAUGCCAUGACCCUGGUCUGAGUGCUGAAGGGGGAUGUGUGAGCUGUGGGGCUGCAUAGUGCCCCAUGGCAGCUGGGGUGCCGGAUGGCCGGCACAGCUCACACACGCAGAGACCAGCUGAACUGGCCAUACCGUACAGAAUUAAAGUGGAGGCGGAGCUAAGAAAAGAUGGAUCAGAGAUUAACACAGCCCUUACCCGCUGCUGUUACUGCUGCACAUGGAGGUAAAGCAAGAAGGAAUCUCUGCUUCUCCAACUAACAGGCUCCAGGGAAGGAGUGUAUGUGUGUAUGACUGCCUGUGGCUAUGUGUGUGUUUGUGCCUGUGUGUGUGUAUGACUGCCUGCCUGUGUCUGUAUGUGUAUGACUGCCUGUGACUGUGUGUGUGUGUAUGUGUGUGACUGUCUGCUUGUGACUGUGUAUGUGACUGUCUGUAACUGGGUGUGUGACUGUCUGGCUACGACUGUGUGUGACUGUAUGCCUUUAACAGUGUGUAACGGAUCACCUGGCACCCCGACUGGGUACCUCUGUUGAAGGAUGCUCCUAGCGCUUCCUGAGGACUCCAAGCCCCGCAGCAGACACCACAAUCACUGAACCGGAGAAGCAUACGAAUGGUCUCAAGAAUGCUGUAAGCAGCUGAACAGGAAAAGCAUACAAUCAGCUUACACUCCUGGCAAUCAGCAUAUAAUCCAAUUCCCCCAAUAAGGAGACGACACUUCGUUUUGAGGUCAAGCAGAACUGCCUGUACUGGCACAUACAGCCUCUUUUAUUCACAAUCCACAAACAUAGUACUGCCCACAGGGUUUUGAAAUACCACCAAUCAAUCCGUACAAUACACACAGACACUCCCACACAAAAUCCUCACCUCUGCCUGUGAUAUGAUUACUGAACACAAUGGUUAAUAUAAUUAUCACAGGCAGAGAAAUACAGUAUUAUAAAACAUAUCACAGGGACCCCAAAACAUGCAAUAACCCCAUAAAAGUAUAUCCUCGGAACCGGGGGAUCUGGGUGAACCACAUAUCCAAAAUUCACCAAGGUCUGUUCAGUAGUUUGGAAGAUACAAUUUAAUGCAGAUUCCGCAGAACAUAUACAGGCUAUAUGAAAAAUAAUUACUGUAUAAUGUGUCCCCUGUUGUAUAGUUUAAAACUACUACACAAUGUCUUUGUGCACCAAAUAUCGGCAAGAUGGCACCGUGUAGAAAAGACCAAACAGUGUCUGUGAGUUAAAAUGGCCGCCCUCCAUUGUUCUCACCAUGUGCUUCAUCCAUUGUUCUCACCAUGUGCCUCUGAUACAUGAAAUGGUGGCCACCCAGUAACGCCACAGUAUGUCCCCAGAUGGUUCUUAAAGGGCCAGCAGCAGCACAACACAAAUCCAUUAUGCCUAAAUCAUUUCUUUAAAGUGCAAUACAUCCCAGGGGCCAUAGUCACAUUGCAGGAGGCUGGCAAUCAGUCUUCUCCAAUGCCCAGUGGCGAGGUCGGUUUCGCCACACAGUGUGUGUGACUUUAUGCAUGUAACUGUGUGUGUGGAGUGCAGGGAUUUUGUUGAAGGGUGUAGAGGGGAGAAGGGGUUGCCAAACACAGGAUCCGCCCCAGGUGCCAAAUGCUCUAGGUAUGCCCCUGCAUGCCGGGCUCGCAUCAGAAGUAGAGGAUUUACUGCAGGGGAAGAUAGAGACUUCUGGGCCCCUCUUUCAUCUACAACAAGCCUAGCCACUGGACCACCAGGGAAUCCAGAGUCUCCCUUCCCUGACUACAGGUAAGAGGCAGGAAGGGGGGGGGAUAAAAAAAAACACCUCCCACAGCAUUUGUCCAACAUAAAGACACACACAGCAUACAAUGCACAAACACACACACACACAGCAUUCACUGCAUUCACUAUACUCACCUCAUCCAUUACAGAAACACACAAACUGCAUUCACUACACACACAGUAUCCACUGCACAAACACGCACAGCAUCCACUACAUACACACACACACACAUUACAUCCACGAGGGGAAAAUGCCAUAGAAAAAAUAGCAGGUAAUCUUGUUAAUUCUAAACUGAAGUAAAUUUGAAAAUGUGCUUCCGUUUAAUGUAUGACACAGGUCUUUCUCUAAAAAACAAUCACUGGUAUUAUACUAUGAAUAUUGUAUGUAAAAUGAACAAAGUUACAAAUUUAACUUUUUGUAACUUUGUUUUUGUAUGGCUUUAGGGUUACUCCAAGCACCAUGACCACUUAAAUUGGUACAAGGACAUUGUAUGUGUAUCAUCAGUUCAGUAUAAAACACAGCACAGAUUUUUUUUAAUUUUUUUUUAUAUUGCUCCGACAGCAUCUUUAGCAAUCCCGGAACGAGAGUUCUGGCUAAUGUCGGCUGGCUAAUGUCAUUUCUGUGGAUAUUCUGUGCACAGAGGUUAAUUCAUUGACUGAAAGUGCUCAGUUAACACUCUCAGCCUAUGAUUGACCAGCAGGAUCAUCAUCCUGCUUCUGCAGUUCAGCAGAAGCCAGAUGUCAUUCACCUGCAAUUAGAGGAGGAAAAACACUGGUAAGACUUAAGUAAGAGGCAAACGAGGAACGGCGCCAGGUUACUCCUAGCAUCAUCACCACUAUCUUUAGCAUUUUUUGGAGGUUCAAAACAAUUUUCUAAAAUACCAUAUUACAGUAAUUAUACCCCACACUAUUUACACAAGUGAUUGUCCUUGAGGAUGGGUUGACAACCACUGCCUUAGUUUGUGUGCCCAAUUGAGCAGGACCCCCAUCAACUAAUUUGUUUAUAUGCUUUCUUAUUUGUUUCUUAACAUACUGUGCAGUACUAUGGAAUCAGCAGACACCAUAGAGGUUAUUUUAAUACAAACCGGAAUCAAAUCUGAUAGGUUGAAGGUUACGAUUAAAUUUAUCUCAAAAUUGUGGAGCAGUUUUUUUUUUCCAAAUGUUAUUCAUACAUUCCUAAAAAAGAAUCAUAGAUUAAUAAAGAACUAUUGAAUGCAAAGAAACUCAGCAAGUAGUCAAAUUAAUCCUAUCACAGCUCUUAUUGUUUUUUUUGUUUUUUUUUACUAAUUGUAUAUUCUCAAUCUGUGUCUCAGUCAGUUUCAAAAACCAGAUUAGUGACCUACAAGAAGCCAAUGAAAGUGUAGUUUUGGAACUAGCCAAAGCUGACGAGGAAAUUUCACAACAAAAGAAGGACAUGGCAAAGCUCAAAGACGAAUACAACCAGAAAUUAGAAGAUUCACAAGAAGAAAUAAAACUGCUUACUGAAAAGGUAGUUUUAUACAUUAAUAGUGUAUGACUCGGAUAUUUGCAUUUAUUUUAAUAGUUUUAUACAUAAUCUUGAUAAUGUACUUUUUUAAAAUAAAUUCUUUAUUUUUGGACAGUCAAAUAAUAGUACAUAUUUGUGGGGAGACAUUUGUAACAUGUUUCAUAAGUAUACAUUAACAAUGCCAUGUUUCAAAAAUGUUAGACAAAAGCAGUUACAUAAGUUUGCAAAUGGGCAGGAUGUCAAGAUCAUAGUAUACAUUUGCGGUAGAAAGUUCCCCUGUUGGAAGGGUAAUCCUUGACCGAAUAUUUUAUAAAACACUGAGUAGAAAAAUAACUGCAUAAAGUGUAUUUAAGUUGACUGCGUUGUUAUCCUGGUUACUAAAUACUUUGUGGUCAAUGAAAAAUCUCUAGGAUGUAUAUUUUCCAAAGUGAAGACAAAUUGUGAACAACGAGUGCCAUGAGCAAAGUAAAACAAAAACAGAAAAGAAAGAUAAAAAAAAAAAACAAGGUCAACUGCGACCCUUUAGACUUUACUCAAUUCGUAGCCACAAUGCUUUACUGGAAGUGCUCCAAUAGAAUGCAAAUGAUCCACUUCAGGACCACCGACCCCCAAGCAACGCACCCCAUAUUUUUUCAAAAGAUUGUGUGGCAGUUAUCUCUUGUCACAAGCAAGUGUGUCUUACCUGAGUCCCCAGCAUUCUCUGCGAUGCUGCACACUUGCUCACCUUGGGUUUAGUGGGAAGCCGAAAUAGGGUCUGAAUGGCAAAUUCACCGGACCAGAUUCGGUUCUGAAUGACAAAUUAGCCAGACCAUAUUUGGCGCAUAAUUAUGGCAUGUCUAAUUAUGCAAAUAAGGAUUUCUACCAUCCACGAAUCAUAAGGAAUUCACUUAUGACGUGGACCAAUACAAAUUAAGUUAUGCCUAUAUAUACUUACCUCUCCCACUCCAUGUUGCCCUAUUGUGGUUUUAGAAGCCGCAGAGUGUGUUCCUUGUGUAUACUUUUCCUGGUAUCUGACUUGUUUGUUUAAUCGUUUCUCCUGAUCUCUGUAAUUCUUCGACCUUGGUUUAUUAUAUCGUUUAUCCAUAUCGCUCCUGUCCUUGACCUCGGCACUCUCUCUGACUCCUCUACCAUUAGUCCGGCCACUCUAAGAACUGGUACACGUCUAGUCUAUUUAUUGUGUUACACUCUGCAUGUUUAGGUUCUUGCCAUAAUGGCUGUAAUUUUAUGAAGUCCCACCACCCAUCUGUAGCCCCUCUACCCAUUCUGUAUAUCUUGGUUGGGGUAGUGUAUCAACGCAUCAUCAUUUUUACUGCGUGUUGUUGUAGCCCAGACAAACAGAUAACAUACUUGCGGCCUCCCAGAUCUCUUGCUACACCUGCUCUUCUGCUCCCACUCCCCCAGCUCUGCCUGCCAUUGCUUUACAUGUGCCCGAUCCCCCCAUCUCAUGGAUUCUUAUCUGAUGGCGUUAUAGAUGAUUGUGAUCAAUCCCUACCAUCCUGCUCCAUCCUCAAACACAUUUUUGAAAAUAAGAAUUUGCUCUGCUGCCCACUUAACUCUAUGUCUAGAAGCAACAUCUUUAGUCUGAAUGUAUCAAAAGAAAUCACACAGGAGUUACAGGUUGUGGCGAAACCGACCUCGCCACUGACUAUGGCCCCUGGGAUGUAUUGCCCUUUAAAGACAUGAUUUGGGCAUAAUGGAUUUGUGUUGUGCUGCUGCUGGCCCUUUAAGAACCAUCUGGGGACAUACUGUGGAGUUACUGGGUGGCCACCAUUUCCUGUAUCAGAAGCACAUGGUGAGAACAAUGGAUGGCGGCCAUUUUAACUCACAGACACUGUUUGGACUUUUCAACACGGUGCCAUCUCGCCAGUAUUUGGUGCACAGAGACAUCGUGCAGUGGUUUUGGACUAUACAGCAGGGGACACAUUAUACAGUGAUUGUUUUUUAUUUAGCCUGUAUAUGUUCUACAGAAUCUGCAUUAAACUGUAUUUUCCAAAGUACUGAACGGAUCUGGGUGAAUUUUGGAUAUGUGGUUCACCCAGAUCCCCCGGUUCCAAGGAUAUACUUUAUGGGGUUAUUGCAUGUUUUGGGGUCCCUGUGAUGUGUUUUAUGAAACUGUAUUUCUCUGUCUGUGAUAAUUAGAUUACCCAUUGUGUUCAGUAAUCAUAUCACAGGCAGAGGGGAGGAUUUUGUGUGGGAGUGUGUGUAUUGUACAGAUUGAUUGGUUGUUCUGUAAAACCCUGUGGACAGUACUAAGUUUGUGGAUUGGGAAUAAAAGAGGCUGUAUGUGCCAGUACAGUCAGUUCCUGCUUAACCCUCAAAGUGAAGUGUCGUCUCAUUAUUGGGGGAGGAUUUAUUGUAUGCUGUUCCAGUUCGACUGCUAGGAGUGUAAACCUAUUCGCAUGGUUUUUCCUAUUCUGCUGUAUACAACAUUUAUAUGCUUGAGAGCAUUCAUAUGCUCCUACGGUUCGGUGGUUUUGGUGUCUGCUGCAGUGCUUGGAGUCCUCAGGUCAGGAAGCGCUAGGAGCAUCCUUCAACGGAGGUACCCAGUCGGGGUGCCAGGUGAUCCGUUACACAGGUGUACCUUGGCUUGGACGGUACCUCAAAAGUGACUACAGUAUGGUUUUUGUACAAAUGUUUCACUCUUUGAAGCCCUAUUCUUUCUAUCCCUGAGAAGUCUCUAGAUUACUGGGAGGAAAGUUCCCUGUUCAGUAGGAUCAUGGGUGAAGGUACUGAGACCAGUUCCAACUUCCUCUUUGCUCUCUCCCAUAAUCCAAUAUUAUCAGUCCUGGGGAGGGUCCUGUAUUGUUGGUCUAGCCAGAUAUAAAAUUGGGGAAGAUCUGAUCCCACCAACCCUGACUACAGAUGCAUCCACCAUCUCUCCUCCGGUGGAGCAUGCCACAUGAUAGUAGAACAGGAUACGAGGCAGUACAUAAUUUUUAUUGCAUGCACCCCACCCAUCCACAAUAUGGGUUUAGAAGUCCGAUUGUACAGGUUCGCUCUGAGUGUGCGUAUGAGGGAGCUGUAGUUUUGGUGGUCUGGUUAUGCCAUGUCUAAUGUCAACUGGAUACCUAGGAGAAGUGAUUCUGGAUAUGAGCCCAUACUUGGACUGACUGAGGCAGCACCACGUCCUGGGCAUCCAUAUGGAAUGGCAUGGCACAGGAUUUUUUGAGGUUAAUGAUGCACCCCACAGGAAACCAAACUGCUCAAGCAGUUGAAUAAGUGGGCGAAUCGAUCUCCAUAGAUCCGCAUACGCGGAGACGGUGUAGAAUGAGUUUGCUGUAGGAACUCCUUGGGUCACACAUUUAACAAAAGAAAAAAGGAGGAGCAGUAAAAGUUAAUAAAUAUAUAUUAUAUAGAUUUUUUCUGCUCCUCCUCUUUUUCACUCUAUUGCCCAAUUCUUCUCACCUGAUCUGUAAACCAAAUGGUGUAAAAAUUCACCAAUCAAUGUACUGCAAAAUAUAUACAUAAUAUUUGUAUUUUGCUGUACACUGAUUGGCCAAUAUUUACUCCCUUUGGUUGUCCAAAAUGAUCGGCCAGACAAAAUUCAUCCAAACUGGAUAAAAUUCAUAUCGUCUGAAACAACUUUUCUUUUGAAAAGUGAUUUUGAAACUAGCAACCAUUCACUUGCAAUCAAAAGUAUUACAAAUCAGGUUUAUUUUUACAAUUUUCAGCUGUUUGCAAUGAACAAAUCAAACAAAAGCAAUUUACAUAGCUCAACACUAUUAAUGCUUUAAGUGGUUUCUCCAAAUUCUCCAGUUUCAAAAUUAUUCAACCCCCUGAAUAGAAUCCAUCACAACAGCACAAAUAUGCAAAACAGGUGUUAUCUCAAGCACACCUGAUGCAACUAAUCAAGCAUUAAUUGCACAAGGUGUGCUUGAGCUGAAACACUUGAAAUACCUGAAGUGGUUUGUUGAGUGUCACGUUUGACUGCAUGUUAGAAAUACAGCUAAAUCAAAAGAAUGGUCCACAAAGUUAACGGAAGGGAUCAUCGCUUUUCAGAAACAAGGAACAGGAUACAAAAAGAUAGUGAAGGCAUUGAAUGAAAGUUGCAUUUUCAGUUGAAUUUAUGGAAACCACUUGAAGCAUUCAUUGCGUUGAGCUAUUUUAAUUUAUUUUGUUUGAUUUGUUCAUUGCAAACAGCUGAAAUAAACCUGAUUUUGAAUAUGGGUUUAAUGAUUUUAAAUACAAUUGUAUAUAGAGGUUAAGCUCGCUCAAACUCAGGGUAGAUGAACCGGACCUGGAACAAUGACAAUAGAAUCCAUGUAUUCUGACAAAGUGAGUGAGCAAGUUUGCAGCAGUCAGUACACAGUAGACCUUAAGCUGUCUAUUGUAUUAUACUUUUCAACUACCAGAAUGUCAAAAGGCCACUGUAAUCCAGCCAAAAUCCAAUCAUAGCUAUUCUUUAAAAACGUAUAGGUGAAACAGUCCAUUUUAGAGAAUAAUUGUUUGUUUUUAAUUUCUAUACUAUGUGCAUGACAAAGCAGAAGUCAUAUAAGUAAGUAAUAUAUAAAAUGGUUUCUAUUACUCUAGAUCUAUGUUUCUAUUACUCAUUGAAAAUUUGGCCUAACAUCCACUAGUUUUUUGUUCUUCUGUUGAUGUCUUGUGCUCCUGUCUUUAUCUAUCCUCUCUAACACUUUUAGCUAUAAAACCCUUUUAUUGCAAUCAUUUAUGUGAUGUACGAUGCUCUGGUCUAAUGCAUUACCAACUAAAAUACAUCAGAAACAUGCAUAUUUUGUGAAAUGCAUUCCAGCUGAUUAACGCUAUAGCUCUUUCCUUUGCAGCAAUAAUAGUGUUUAGUUAAUGACCAGAAGGUUAGAAAAUUAUCUUAAUUUAAGUGACUUAAUACUUAGAAAUGCAUACACUCUCAUAAUAAUUAAAAUGCAAUUUUAAAUUAUUAGAAAAAAUUACGCGCUUAGAAUAUUCAGUUAGAUAAGUUCCCUUAGUUUCUAAAUGGCCAUCAUAAAAUGAAUAAUACAAACAAUAGGACUGCAAAAAUACAGUUCUUUUUAAAGUUGGACAGUUGAGCAGUGGGAAUUUACUGUACCGUGAAUAAAAGUCAGAUUAUAAUAGUGAGGGAGUAUCGUUUUGAGUUGGAGUGAAAGCCUUCUUCACCUCUGGUCACUGUUGUAUUCUGUUUGUCAAGUUCUUGUUGUCUAAUAUCCCCAUUUGAUAAUUGUAAAGCACUGAUGAAUAUGUUUGCACUCUAUAAAUGCUGAUAAUAAUAAUUAACUCAAGUGAUGUAACCAGGGUCACUGUCCUACAUAUAAGAUUGGCUCUACAAUGUUAGAGCAACAGCGGUGACAUAGGAGGUCAUGAGAUGUUAGAUCACAUAGUGAUCUAAGGAUCAUAGGCUGGGCUAGAAGUUAGAGAAAGAGGAAAUGUUAAGCAAAGAUGAUGUGGGAAGGGUUUGAAAUGGGUGGUGUUUCCUUAACUAAUUUUCUACAGUUUUCAGAAAUGUAUGGUGGAGUGGUGUUAGAGAGCUUCACCAUAUUCCCUUUCAUUAAAGCGGCUAUUUAAAAAAAAAAAAAAAAUGUAAUCUAGGGGAGGAUAGGGAGAGAAGUCGUCCAUGUCUGAGCAAUGUCCAAUCCUGAAGCAUUAGAAAUCUGGUGCACCAAUAAUUUGGUCAGUAAAGGCUAGAUCCACUUAAAUAUCUGUUGAAAAGCUUUUGUCUGUGGGUUGGGGCUAAUAAGUCCCUCAUGAUGGCAAUAAGGUGAGUGCACUUACCCUCUUGCCUAAACCCCAAAAUUAUUUUUGAGAACUAACUGGAUAUAUGUAGUGGGGCCUGUCCAGGGUUAUAUACCUUCUGGUCAUUGUUUUGUAACACCAUUCUCUAACAGUUAUUCCAGUUCACUUAAGUUUCCUCUUAUGUCUAUUAAUUAUUUAGUCUGAAAAGUAAAUACUUAUUAGAGAAGCUCACCGUGAAAAUCGGUAGCCCCCUUCACAGCAUCUCAAACCUAGUGUCCUAUCCCUAUGGAUGUAUGGAUAGAUGUGAAUAGAUAAAGUGCAAAAGUUGUGAGCAAUGAAGAUAUUUGGAUUGACAUAGGCUCAGGGUUCAGGUCUUGGACCUUGUGAAAGCCCUUGUUAAUCCACCAUGAGAGUAAAUAUUAAUUGCGCCUGGGAAGAGCAUGAUGGCCAAAUGUUAAAGUACUAUCGACUGAUACAGGUGAUACUCGAAAAAUUAGAAUAUCGUGCAAAAGUUCAUUUAUUUCAGUAAUGCAACUUAAAAGGGAAAACUAAUAUAUGAGAUAGAUGCAUUACAUGCAAAGCAAGAUAGUUCAAGUCUUGAUUUGUCAUAGAUGAUUAUGGCUUACAGCUCAUGAAAACCCCAAAUCCACAAUCUCAGUAAAUUAGAAUAUUACAUGCAAUCAAUAAAACAAUAUCGGACCUCUGAAAAGUAUAAGCAUGCAUAUGGACUCAGUAGUUGGUUUGGGCCCCUUUGCAGCUAUUACUGCCUCAAUGCAGCCUGUGGCGCUGCUGAGGUGUUAUGGAAGACCAGGAUGCUUCAAUAGCUGCCUUCAGCUCUUCUGCAUUGUUCGGUCUUAUGUCUCAUCUUCUCUUGGCAAUGCCCCAUAGAUUCUCUAUGGGGUUCAGGUCAGGCGAUUUUGCUGGCCAAUCAAGCACAGUAAUCCCACGGUCAUUGAACUAGGCUUUGGUGCUUUUGGCAGUGUGGGCAGGUGCCUGAUGGAAAAUUAAGUCCGCAUCCCCAUAAAGCUUGUCUGCGGAAGGAAGCAUGAAGUGCUCCAAAAUCUCCUGGUAGACGGCUGCGUUGACCCUGGACUUAAUGAAGCACAGUGGACCAACACCAGCAGAUGACAUGUCUCCCCAAAUCAACAUAGACUGUGAAAAUGUCACACUGGACUUCAAGCAUCUUGCAGUGUGUGCCUCUCCAUUCUUCCUCCAGACUCUGGAUCAUUGGUUUCCAAAUGAGAUGCAAAAGUUGCUCCCAUCAGAAAAGAGGACUUUGGACCACUGAGCAACAGACCAGGUCUGUUUUUCUUUAGCCCAGGUAAGACACUUCUGAUGCUGUUUGUUGUUCAGGAGCGGCUUGACAAGAGGAAUACGACAUCUGAAGCCCAUGUCCAGGAUCCAUCUGUGUGUGGUGGCUCUUGAUGCACUGACUCCAGCCUCAGUCUUGUGAAAGUCCCCAACACUUUUGAAUGGCCUUUUCCUGACAAUCCUCUCCAGGCUGCGGCCAUCCCUGCUGCUUGUGCACCUUUUUCUUCCACACUUUUCCCUUCAAAAUAACUUUCUAUUAAUGUGCUUUGAUACAGCACUUUGGGAACAUCCAACUUCCUUCGCAAUUACCUUUUGAGGCUUUCCCUCCUUAUGGAGGGUGUCAAUGAUGGUUUUCGGCACAACAGUCAGGUCAGCAGUCUUCCCCAUGAUUGUGAUUCCUACUGAACCAGAAUGAGAGACCAUUUAAAGGUUCAGAAACCCUUUGCAGGUGUUAUGGCUUACUUAGCUGAUUAGACUGGGACACUGUGAGCCUAGAAUAUUGCACAUUUUCACAAUAUUUUAAUUUACCGAGAUUGUGGAUUUGGGGUUUUCAUGAGCUGUAAGCCAUAAUCAUAGCACUUAUGAAAACUUUUUCACCUUUAGUGUCAGGCUCUUUAUCAGACAUCUAUCUCACAGACGCUGACAGCUACUUUUGUUACAUUUUAGAUACACUACUAUAGCGGGUGUGAUACAUAGUUGUUGAUAGAAUCAGUAUUAUCACUGGUGGCCACCUAGUAAGUACCUACAAUUUAUUUAUUUUGUCAGUUGACAUUCUGUUACCAAACAGUCUAACUGACAUAUGAUUUAGUGAUUUCCAUUUAAUCUGUCUUAGUGGCUUUUACCACCAUUUUUGGUGCAGUAUGGACCAGGCUCUGUCAUUUUUAAUUUGUGUUGUGUGUAUGUGCACAUUUGUUUUGUGUUGUAGUGGGUCUUUUUGUCUUGAGACCUUUUAGGGAUUUAUACUUUUAUUAAAAGUUAUGUUUUAAUAUAUAUAUUUCUUUCAGUAUUCCAUUGUUUAUAUAGUAUGUUGUAUCCUCUGCUUCUUCUCUUUUUCUCAUCUCUCUACAGGGGUUAUCCCCCAACUAGGAGGUAUACAUAGGCAUUUAUUAUACUUUUUCUUCUCUUCUUGCUUUUCUUUUUGUUGUAUGUUUAAUUUAUUUCAGCUCAGUCACAUGCCAAGCAGGUUCAUUGAAAGAAAGAAUUAUGAAGAGGACCUACACAAGGAAAUCUCCCACUUGAGGGGCGAGUGCAGGAGAUUGAGAAUCCACAGUCACCAGCUGAGUGAGCAAAAUCACCAUCUGCAGGAAGAGCUGCGGGAUGUUAAAAGGCAAUAUGAAUGUUUAAUAAAAAGUAAAACAUGCUCUUCAACUGCGGAAGGUAAAGUCAACAUAUAUAAUGUUCCUUGUAUAAUAGAAUUAACCUAUUUCUAACACUAUUUUCUAAACAUCUGACAUUGAUCGAACCACAACUAGAGUUGAUUUCUUGACCAUUUGUUGAAGCCUGAAGAAGGUGAUGUGACAGAAACAUUGCUCAAUCUGUUUAUGUGCUAAAAUAUUCCUGACACAUCUUAAAUGGAAACUAUAGUGCCGGGAAACCAACUAAUUUUCCUGGCACUAUAGCUUCCCUUUUUGUCAAACCUUCCCUCAUGGAGCCGAAGAGGUUAAAAACAGCUUCAGUCCAUUAUCUGGGCAAUAGCCUCAGUCGCACUAGGAUUUUCCUAUAAGAAAGCAUAACAGCCUAAAAGCUUGGAAGUCCCUCUAGUGGCUGUCUGGUAUAUAGCCACUAGAGGUGGAGUUAACCCCAACAUGUAAUUAUUGCAGUUUAAUUAAAACUGCAAUAAUUACCUGCUCAGGUUUAAGGGACCCAAAACAGUGAACCCAGACAACUUCAAUGAGAGGAAGUGGUCUGGAUGUCUAAAGUGUCCCUUUAAGAUAAGAAGCUGUUACACUGAAGUGUUUUUAUCUUAUUUUUCUGACCUAGGUUCUUAUAUUGUAGCCCUGUGCUGUAGAAAAUCCAUUAAUUCUAUGGAGUGGUUCUUGAAGGAUCAUUAUAUUAUCUGAUUUUCAUGCAGCAUAUGAAUUUUACUUAUUACCAUGGACCAAUACCUUUAUUCAUGUGACGGACUAUAUAUAUGGAUAUUGAAAGCAUUUCUAAUUAUGACUCUCUCCCUGUAGUGUGACGUAGGAAUGGCACAAGAUAUCUAUCACAAUGGCUUAUUUUAACCAUUUCCAUGCUGGUGGGCUAGUCAUAGUCAACACUGGUAGUAUCUAGAAAUACAUUGACAUCUAUUCAUGGUUUUGUUUUUGUUUUUGUUUUUUGAUAGAGAAUGUUUUGCUAAGUUGCCAGUGCAAUUGAAUCCAAAAUCUGAUUGACUUUGUUAGGCUGAAACACAAUGUUCAAAGUAGUACAAUUUCUUUGCAGAUGAAGUAGAAAAAGACCGGCUAAAGAAUGAAUCUUUUACAAAAUGUUUCUACUCAAGUAACUGGAAUCCAGAAGAGGACAGGUGAUUCUAAAAUUACAUUACUAUGUUGUAUGAUACAUAGUACAUAUCACUAGACUGGGGUAUUCUAGGUGCUUUGGCAUGGGCAACCACGAGUUGAAUCAAUAGUGGCAGCUGGAAAUAGUAACAGCUGCAUUAGUAUAACUUCAAACAAUCUUGGGUGCAUUGUGUGUAUGCUACCCUAACACAAAAGGAACAGUAACACAAGCCACAACUCUAGCACUAACUAUGUAAGAUAAUGUACUCUAUAGAUGGUACAUAAUGCUAAAGAAUAUGUUAGAGGAAUAGAGUUCAAGGUUCUAAUUUAUACAUCCAUUACGUUCUUGUGAUUUAUUAGGUCUCCAAACCCCUCAAUUACAUUAUUUUCUUUUAAUAUAUGUUUCACUGCUAUCUAUUCUCUAAAUAUGUACAGUCAAAAAUUUUUUAUUAGAAUUAAUAUUUGACAUUUUCAGAACUUAUGUUAGCAAUGCAGCAAUGUAAAUAUUAAAUGAAAUACCAUUCUGUAUGCAUUCUUGUGGUUAUACUCCUACAUCAAUAUAUUUACAUUCCAAAUGAGAAUGUACAAUAUAAAUCCCAUUAAAAUGUCUAAGUUUUCUACAUCUUGAUUCUGGAUGCAUAUCUGAUAAGAUGACCCACAUACAAGCUGAUGCUUUAUGGGUUUCCUUUUAUUGACCGUAAUCUUUUCAAGUUUUAAUACUUAUGAGAAGAACUGAUUAAAAUGCAAAUGUACCUUACUGUGACCAUUCCAAACGCAACAAACGAGCCUGUACGGAGUCCUGAUAACAAAGUACCACUUUGACUUCGUCUCUCAACUUUUAGUCUUUACAGGAAUGAUGCUUUUAAAGUUGAUGGAAAUUUUUCAAAAUGCAAAACAGCUGUAGGUUCUUUGAACAUAAAAGGAUCCUGGGAAAGUAAGUUUUGACAGCAAUUUCCAUUUACAUGCAACAGUGAUUAAAGAUGGGGUUGGAGUCUUACAUUGUUGAAUUUCUAAUUAUUUUUUUCUACCUAUGCAAAGUAAACGCAUUACUGAUCUGACCUAAGAAAUGUUAACCUUUGCAUAUACUAUAAUACACAUGAAUAUCUGAUUCCUUAAACUCAGCCAAUCAUGGAGAUACACAAUAAAUUAUCUAUACAUGGUGCCCUCUAUUGUGCCAUUAUACUUUUUGUUUUGUCUGACAGCUGAUAAAGUAAGUGUGUGUGUGUGUGUGUGUGUGUGUGUCCUGUGGGUCCUGAUGAAAGCUCCAUGGGGAGCUGAAACGUUGACGUCGUUCUUGGAAUGAAAGAAAAUUUAAGAUUGGAAACUCCUUGAGUGCCGGUAUUUUUUUGGAGAUAUAUAUUUUAUAUAUCAUAGAACUUCUCAGAAGAAAAUGGAGCUGUACUAAAUUUAGAUGUUGCAUAAAGCAUUAAGUCUUGGAUUUAUUACCACUUUCCUUAGGCCAAUUAAUCCUAAUUACUAUUUAUUCCAGCUUUACUUAGCUUGUCUACAUCAAUUUUUCUUUCUCUUCCAUUGCUGAGUCUUAAAUAAAUUAGUGUCUCAUUUUUCUUUUUCUCGACUUGGCAUCCAUUUAUUAUUUACACAUUUUUAGAGUUAGCCUUUUUUCGAAAUUCCUUUUAAUUGUAAAUCAACAAAGCCUGGUGAGCUGCAUGUAAAAUAUAUAUUGGUGCUAUGCUAAAGAUCUGAAUUAAUCCAUGUAUUUCCAGGGGCUCUAUCCAGAAGAGAUGUCCUAAGUAGAUCAAGCCCACAAACUAAUGAUAGGUAUAUUAACAAGUAAUUUAUGAAAGGGAGGCAAUUAUGCACUCAAACCGCCUUUGCCACCACCUUCCCUGAGGGUACCAAUACCCUCCAUCUCAUGCAUUCAAGGUUGAGGACACUCUUGUGCUCAAUCAGGAGUACAAUCUAGCAAGAUAUACAGCUCUUAACCCCAUGAAAACCAAUGAUGGUUUAAAUAAGCAGGACAUCCCUGGUUAAAGAACUAGAUUGUAAUGAGAGCAAGGAACAGCAUUGUUUCCUAAGAAGACUUUUAAAUGCCAAGUCUGCAUGGAAGUCUGUUAUCUUUAUUGAGUUAUAAACCUCAAAUCAAAAAUAAUCAAGAAAGAAAAGGGUUUUGGGAAUGUGUCCAAUAUUAUCUUUGGGUGCAUGUUCAGAUGUUCCUAUUUAUCCAAAACUGUUUUUGCUACAGGAAACCACGAAGAACGAUUUAAAAGCAGUCCAUCCCCACUAUCCAUGGCAAGUGAAAAUACGGAUGUUCUAAUCACAGCAUUUAAUGAGGACAGCCCUGAAAAACCUUCUCAGUCAGUCAAUACCUGUAAGUCUGGAAACACUUGAUGACCACUGUUUAUUACUUAUAUGUUAAUUCCCAUAUAAACAUGGUUAUUCACUGAGUUGUGAAGCUCCUGGAAUAUUAUUUUUUUAGCCAAAAUAAUCAUAUUUAAAUUUCCAAUUCCGUUAAGUAUGGUCAUGAUGAGAGAUAAAAGAAGUUAACAAGACUGUGAAAUAAGUGGUUAAUAUGAGGGGUAAUGGAAUUACAAUAAUUCCCAGGGUGGGAAUAACACAUUCAUUUAAUUAAUUAAUAUAUAUAUUGUAGAUUCAAUGUAUUAGUCCAGUAGAUAAGAUGCCAAAAUGUCAGAGUAUUGUAGUAUGCAAUGAUACCUUUUUUAUUGGACUAACAUAAUAUUUCAAAGACAAGCUUUCGAGAGUUUUCCUCUCUUCUUCAGGUCUGAAACAAUACUGAUGAAUCUGAUAGAGUUUAACACUUAAAACAACUGAUGUUAGAGAAGUGGGGUGUCAUAAAUAGCAGAAGAUGUGCCUGAAAGUGAAAGGGGCAAGUUGGCUGAGAAUAGCCAGAAAAAGUCACCCCAAUAUGCUAAUCUUUUCAUGGCUGACCUGGAAAACAGAUUUUUAUGUACACAGCCCCACAAACCAUAUACCUAUUAUUGUUACAUCGAUAUUUUCAUAAUAUGGACAGUAGGAUAAGAAAACCUUAUAGACUUCCAUAAAUCAUUCAAUUCAUUCAACCCAUCAAUAAACCUUAAAAUGAACUUUUCAAAUCAUAGUGUGAGUUUCUUGGACUGCACAAUAACUUACACCAAUGGCAUUCUUCAUUUGUCUGUAUAUAGAAAACCCACAGACAGGUACAGCUACCUCCACAAUUCCAGCUUCCAUCCCAAUCACACCAAACAAGGUAUCAUCUACAGCCAGGCUAUUAUAUAUCACCACAUUUGCUCUAACACGAAACACAGAGAUCAGCACCUGAGUUCACUGUUACAGUCAUUUAGGCAAAAGGUCUACAAGGAAAGGACAACAUCUAAAAAAAUAAAAUCUGCCCUAAAAACACCAUGGGAAAGGCUCCUACAAUAUAAAGAAAAGGAAAAAAACAAGAAUCCAUGUAGUAGUUACAUACAACCCAACUGUAGAAGGAGUACGUAAAAUUAUUAAAGAGCUACAUCCAUUAAUUUCAGAGGACCCCACGCUCAAAGAAAUAUCAACCACCCAACCUGAGACAGAGAUUGGACUGCAGCAAAUUAACCACAGAACAGGAGCUCACACAGGAUGGCACUGUACAAUGCAACAAAUCACUCUGAAAACUGUGUCAACAUUUAUGUGGCAAAACCACAGCCAGACACAAUAACAACUUAUACAACAUUAAGGGAUCAUAUUCGUGCACAUCUGCAAAUGUGGUGUACACAAUGCAGUGUACAGGAUGUGACAAAGGUUGCUACAUUGGAGAAACUGGCCUUAAGCCGCAUCUCAGAAUGAAUCUACACAGACAUUCAAUCAAUAACCACAAGGAAAAUGGAUAUUGUAACCCCGUUGGUCAUGACUUCACCCAGACUGGUCACUCCAUCCAAAACCUCAGGAUUACAACUCUUAAAGGGAAUUUCAAAGACUCUCAUGAACGAAAGACAUUUGAGAUGAAAAUGAUCACACAUUUUAACACCAGAAAAGCAGGACUUAAUGUAGACUCUAGCUUUCUCACACUACCAAAACGUUUUAUAAACAUACAUCUUAAUGUCUUAUAUAGUUCUUUUUCAAUAUUCUUGCUUCACCUUUAUUGGAUCAAUUUAUACAUACAUAUAUGCAGCUAUAUAUUUGCAUUCCCUGCUCUGCUGUUUUCUUGUUGUUUUUUCUCUCUUUUCAACUAGCUUAUUGAGUCUACUUUGUUUAUUAACUUUUUCUGGCUAUUCUCUACCAACCUGCACCUUUCACUUUCAGGCACAUCUUCUGCUAUUUAUGGCCCCUUCUCUAACAUCAGUUGUUUUAUGUGUUAAACUCUAACAGGUUGAUCAGUAUUGCUUCAGACCUGAAGGAGAGGAAAACUCUUUAAAGCUUGUCUUUGAAAUAUUAUGUUAGUCCAAUAAAAAAAGGUAUCAUUGUAUACUGCAAUACCCUGCUAUUUUGGCAUUUCGCAUACUGGACUAAUACGGCAAUCCAAUCUACACUAUUAUUAUAUGUAUAUAUGUGGGGAGGGAGAGAGAAAAAUAGAUUUGAAGCUCCUGCAUUUGCUGCAAAUGUUCAGGUAGUGCAUCUUCUGCAAUGAACGCUCACCAAAUCAGCAAGUAACUCUGUUUAGUUUAGAUUUUAGCAUUACUAAGGAUGUCGUGGGGAAGACCAGAGAUGGGUAACACUCACCUCUGAAGUGGGCGAGCGGAGGGCCACUUAAAUGGUGACAGUUUCCCUUUAUUGCUAAAUUGUAAUCAUUGCACCUAACCUGUACUGUUCUCUGGAAUGCACCUUGAAAGGUUUCACCACUACAAAUACGUGUAGAAGUUUCUCUUACUUUCUCCUAUAGUGGAUAUGCCGAGGAUUGCUCGAAAGAUGUCUUUACACAAAGUUAAUAGAAAAUAUAUAUUUUUGCUGGGAAAUCUCCUAAUAUAAUAAAAUAAAGCACGUAAAAUACAAUUUAUAUAACUGUGUAUAUAUCGUAAAAGGUACAGACAUAAAUAAUACAAUUAUCAGUAAAUAUUUAAAAUUGUAUACUUUCUUUGAAAAAAAUAAAAAAACGAGCACAGGGCAACUUAGUACUUUAAAGCAGUAAAUGGGUUAAGAUGCACCACACAUGAAUAUGUAUUAAGAGUAUUUUUCUUAUUUUUUUUUUAUUUUUUUUAAUAUAUAUUAAAGGCAGCUUUUUGGAGGAGUUGGGUAGUGAUAACAUCUAUGCUAGUCCAAGUAAAGACAGCGAUCUUUGGAAUUCACUCCACCAGAGCCCAAAGUCUGGACCUGUUAGAGCUUUCUCAAGCACAGCCAUUCGGAACCCCAGGUAACUAACUGAAUAGCUAUGGGUGGCAUUGUUAAAAUGUGUUGCACAACAGAAGAAGCAGUCUUGAGAUCUACAAUAAACAGACCUUAAGCACUUUGUCAUUGUAUUCUAAUAUGUCAAAUUGUUUGGAAAAUUGUAAAACGGACAUCUCCUGUAAUUUUUAUGUUUUUUUUAAUAUACGAUUUUGGAUAAAUGAAAAGUAAUGUACAUAAUAUAGACACCCAUAUGAUAGUUUGUAAAAUGGCAGUAAUAAAUAGAAAAUAGACGGAAAGCAAUACAAGUCCCAGUACCUCAACAGAAGUUCUCAAAUACAUGAUCUCAGAUAUGCAGCACCUUCUGUCUCCAGAGUUUGCCUAAUAGAGCUCAUAAGGGCAGAUUUCUCAAAGUGUUCUGCUGUAAAAUACUAAGUAAAGCAAUCACCUUGAAAACCAGUGGGACCUUCAAGUGACAUUGGUGACACCAUGCUUUUACAUUUUUGGAACACUUCUUACAACAGAACAUAAAUCUCCCAGAUAGCAUUGCCAUGUAAUCAGGUCACCAAGUGCACUGCUGCACCCUUUUCAGUUCUCCCAAUAGUCCAACCUUGCUGUCGCAUCUUUUGGUAGCUAACACAUCCUAGAAUGAUCUGCCUGUUGAAAGCUUUUAUAGAGUUUUGAAUGGAACUCUUCGGUCAACAACAAUUGGAACUGGCAAAGGUUUGAGUGAAAGUGCUGGCGUUUCUAUGCAUCAUUUGGAAAUAUUCAUAUUUUCCUCCCACAGUGAGAUUGGAAUAUAUAUUUAGAGCAAAGAGGCAAGUUAAAAAUAAUCAAAAUAAUGUUAUUAUAUUUAAAAGUGCAUUUUUAGAAAUGGAUGCUGCUUGCAGUGAUGACAAGUAAUUGUAGUUCAUCUGUUUUAAUAGCAUUCCAUGUUUCAACAAAAGGUAUUCAAGGUAUAGAGUGGCUGCGUUUGAAAAUCUGGCCAAUUUACUGUAGAACAAUUUUUUUUUUGUGUGCAUUAAUCAUUGCUUUCAUUUCAACAGACCCUAUUUGUCCAUUUUACCUCGACGCCCAUUUGCUCCAAAAAGUAUUGCAGACCUGAGAGUCGGACAUUUAGUAAAAUUCUCAAGACCAGGAGGUAAAAUAAGCAAGGGAACAAUACAAUACAAGGGCCACCUUUGCGGGAGAGAAGAUGUCUACCUGGGAGUCGAGUUGGAAGGCAGUGAAGUUGGAAAGCACGAUGGUAUUUUUCAGGGAGCUCGUUAUUUUUUAUGGUAUGAUGGCUUACUUAUUAAUAAAUAAAUAGUUAAAAUACAUUUACUUCAACUACAUACGGUAUAUAGAAUAUCUAGUAUUUGUUACUAGGAUUCAGUUUUGUUUAUAAUAGCUUGGGUAUAAUUUAUUGUUUAUGUCCAUUCCAUCCAGUCUUAUGAAUUGACCUGAUCUGCCUCUCUUACGUUUUGUCUCACACAUGUCCAUCAUCUCUCUUAGGUUAUAUGCUUGUUUUUUUUAAAGUAGCUGUAAUUUACUGUACCUCUGUUUAGUGAUGCAAGUUUUCUAGGCACUCUGUAGGGAUACCUAUAGCUUGUAUCUCUAUACUGAGGUACAGUAAAUUAAGUGAAACCUUAUAUGUAAAAUAUAUACCAUUUUAGAACGGUGAUGCUAUACUGUACGUUUCCUAAGGGAAACUGUAGUCCAAUAUAGCUGAAAACAAAAUCCACCAUCCUGCUUUUCAUUCUAAUCUAUUAUCUAUAUCUGUGACAAGAUUAUUUAUAACACACAAGAUUAAUAGGGAUAACAGCAACACUAACUGUCUUUUGCAUACAUUAACAAACAAUGGUGUUCCUUUACUAUUUUUUUUAACAUUUCUAAUAGUCUGACACACACACCCCAUCCUCCCCCAUUGUCUUAAAUAUAACUGCUUCUCUAAGCCUUGGUCUGUAAGGCUGUGUGUAUUGCAUCCAAAAAUGUAUAAGAGUACAUAAUUUCUCUAGCCAGAAACUUUUGCUAACAAUUUUAUCAAUACAUUAGCUAUUUUAUUCAGUAUAAUCAGAUUGUGAACCCUAGUCCAAUGAAGCCAUUUCAUCCUCCACUUAAAAAAUGGCUGCAAAACAUAUCCACAUAUUUUAGGUAUUAAUUGCAGCAAAUAGGAAAUAAAACUAGAAGAAACACAGUAUGGAAUAUGCAUGGUAUGAGAAGUAAACACUGAAUAUCAAAUCUCCUGUGAUCGUUUACGUUACCAGAAGGAAUUUGUAAAAUCAAUGCUAGUCUUCUCCUUACACAAUGUGUAUAAGGAGAUGCUAUUUUCAAUUCUCCAUAGAUUUGGAGUAAAAGCAUGCUUCAGAAAAAGGCUUGUAGUCACAAGCUGUAGUUAAGUUCUUGUUUAUUAUGUCCUCAAGAAAUGCCUAUACAUUAAAAUAGAUGCAGUACUUCUAUUGUCUUUUACUUUGACUUGCUAUUAUUUAUGUAUUAAUGAUCCAUUUUAUUCCAACAGCAAACCGAACAAAGGGGUUUUUGUCAGUUUUAAUAAAAUUAUCAUGGCGUGGGAAUAAAUAUGGAGAAAACACCACAAGAAGUUGAGAACACAAUAUGUCCAGACAUACAUGGUUUGCAGAAAAGCAGUACUCUACUGGAAAUAUUAACUUUUUUGAAAAUGGACACAAAAUAAAAGCAAAACAUACAAACACAUAUGCCAUCGUGAAGUGUUUUUUGUAAAGAGCUAAGAAAUCAUGGUGCUAUAGAGAUAC